Molecule: messenger RNA, 58722 nt
Organism: Coregonus sp. 'balchen'
Lineage: Eukaryota; Metazoa; Chordata; Actinopteri; Salmoniformes; Salmonidae
Source: the annotation of a GenBank genome assembly
AUGGAGACCUUAACGACACUACCAGGAAUGAAGGAGAACAGAAGGUAUACAGUGAACAGGUAUACCAUAAGGUCAAUUAACAGUGAGUAUUAUAAACAACAUACACUUUCCCACAAAAUGUCCAUAGGAAGAGAAAGAGUGAGGCAGGGUUGCCAGGAUAAUGUCUGGGUGAGAGAUGCAGACACCGGUGGUGCAUUUCAGACUCAGACUUUUCUGUUUCCAUCUAUGUGGACUAGCACCCAUGUCUCACUGGGGCAUGGCUCCAGCGAACCUGCCCUGACUAGGGGCCAAGCCCAGGUCCUGGGUACUUUUCAGCCUCAAUUUAAUAACAAUGGCUAACUCUGAACUUUAACACCUUCUCACAAAGCAACUGACUUGAAUGAUGGUUCUUGAUUCUGCUCGCCCCAAGUCUUAGUGUCACAAUCCUGAUAGAAACACAAUUACACUAGAGCUGACAUUAACAUAAACACUGGUGACCCACUAGUGUGGGGGUAAGUGUCAUUGGAAAAGCACCAUGAGUAAAUGAGAAUGAAAGCUCAACCUGGUGAGGGAAAAUAGGAAGGAUAAAAAAGGGAGGAAAAAACAGGAGGAGUGAACUACAUGCUGGAAUAGCCAGCGAGCAGAGCUGUUGACUCCACCUUCCUCCCUUCCCCCUCCCUGCCUCCCUUUCUCUCUCUAUUUCUAUCUCUCUCUCUCUUUCACACACACAGAAUGCUAGCCCACUAUCUGACCACAGAGUGAGCUCAGUUAAUUGUGGAAAGCAUAUUGUUUCUCCACGUCUCUCUCUCCCUCUCACUCGCUCUCCCUCUCUCUUUCACUCUUCCACAUGGGAUCCUAAAAGACUGGACUAUCUCUUCUUUGGAUAUCCUCCUCCUGCUUUGGGAUUUAACUGAGAGUAGAGCAAGCUUUCUUUCCUGUUGUCAGAAUUUUCUAUAUUGAUCUCUUCUGGGGAUUACCACAGGAAUACCUCCUGUGUGUGUGUGCUUUUGAGCGUGUGUGUGUGUGAGUGUGUGUGUCCUGUGCCAUGCCCGCUCCUGGUCGUUUUGGGACUAACGGCAGUGGAUCAGCAUGAAGGGGGGUCACCAUCAGCGGGGGUGUGGGUGUCAACACCUGUUCCGAAAAGUACUGGCUAAGUGUGGCUGCUGCUAUGCCCGAGUCCGAGGUUGGUACAUCUCUGCCUUAUGUCCGUCAUCUUCACCUAGCUACUUCUCUUCACUUUACUGGGCUCAGAUGAGAUGGGAGUUUAGUUUGCUUUCUCAGUUAUACUGUAGGUCAGAUGGUCUGUGCAGUUGUGAAGUCUGUGUUUUUUGCUGCUGUAAACUUACACAGGUUUGUCCGAGAUGGGCUGAGAUCAGAUGAUGAGAGAGAAUCAGCAGAGCUCGUUGGUUGAUAUUCAAUCUGUUUUUAGGUCAGAUAAUACUAGCGAAUGGGCACCAUUAAGUAUAGCCUAUACUCUACUUCACUGUCCCAGUCUGUUGUUCUGUGAUCAGAUAUUGAGACCGAGACACUGCAACAGAUAUGGGACCUCUUACAGACUGAACUUUACUAACUCCAACUCUGAGUGUAACCAGUGGUGUACCACAGUUUCGUGGGCCCCCCGCAAGGUCUGAGACAGCGCCCCCCCCAAACAGCUAACUUCCUACAAUUCUACAUAAUUUGCAGUUUUAUAGCUUAUCUCAUGCUACUCUACACAUUUUGCAAUGAGGCUGAGAGAAUUUAGCAUUUUUAUUGGGGUAUUAUGACUCAUACUACGGUACUCUAUGCAUAAUCCUGAUUUUACUUAUGCAGGAAAAUAAAACAAAGGCAUGUGAUAUAUCAGAAAUUGUGUAAUCGAAUAUUUUUGUCAACCUAAAAUAUUUCAUAUAAUCAUAAAUACAGUUUAUAUGCGUUUUAUACAAAUGUUCUGUAUAAAUAGCCUAAAAAAUAUAUGUAAACAUGCAUAAAUGUCUAAAUUGUUGUUUUCUUGGAAAGCUGAGAGUGCUAUUAUAUGAUACAAUAUCAGUACUUGUUGCAUUUACAACUUGUCCUACCAUUUACUGCUUUAAGCCAGUGUAUGGCUGUGGAUUGACUGCAUUGUUUGAAUAGAAUGUUGGCAUAUUGGCAGUUCAUUUGAAACAUUUGUGGAAUCAUUCCUCUAAAACUGUCUGGCUAGCUAGCCAACAAACAUUUAGUGCGGAUAAAUUCUUCAAAUUCAUUAUUUUACAAAAUAUCUUAUCACAGAAAUGGAAAACCAUGGUUGACCAACUCCCUGACCAAAAUGUCUGACCUUUAUUGCAUCAUAAGAAGGUUCAUGUCCAAUCUAGUAUUCUAAUUACUAAUUUUAUGGGGGCGAACUCCAGGAGGUGUGUGGAACGCCAGCCUCUAUCUUUCACUCACUCUUUCAUUCUCUUUUUUUUAUCAGUCUGUCUGUCCUUCUCUCUCUUAACUCCUCAUUCCUUUGUACUCUUCUCUCCUGUUCUCUCUCGGGGAGAGACAGCAGAAGAGAAUUGACAGUGAUGUUUUGCUUAGACUCCAACUCCUCCAGAGGAAAUUAAAUGAAAUGUCUUUGGCCCUGGUUGUGUUCACUCUGCUCUGGGUUUUGCAGCAGACACAAUGCUAGUCUCAUGCGGAUAAGGUGAGCUGUGCAGUGUGUGAAAAUGUAUCACUCUAGACAGUUAUAUAAAGUUAGAACAGUGACAUAAUUAUUAUAUUCUCAGUAAUAUAGAGUUCAAACAAAAAUAGUGCCUUCGGAAAGUUUUCAGACCCCUUCACUUUUUCCACAUUUUGUUAAGUUACAGCCUUAUUCAAAAAUUUAUUAAAUUUGUUUUCCCCCCCUCAUAAAUCUACACACAAUAACCCAUAAUGACAAAGCAAAAACAAAAACAAGGUUUUUCUUUAUUUUUACUAUUUUCUGCAUUGUAGAAUAAUAGUGAAGACAUCAAAACUAUGAAAUAACACAUAUGGCAUCAUGUAGUAACCAAAAAAGAAAUAUAUUUGAGAUUCUUCAGCUUUGCACACUCUUGGCAUUCUCUCAACCAGCUUCAUGAUGUAGUCACAUGGAAGGCAUUUCAAUUAACUGGUGUGCCUUCUUAAAAGUUAAUUUGUGGAAUUUUUUCCUUCUUAAUGCGUUUGAGCCAAUCAGUUGUGUUGUGACAAUGUAGGGGUGGUAUACAGAAGAUAGCCCUAUUUGGUAAAAGACCAAGUCCAUAUUAUUGCAAGAACAGCUCAAAUAAGCAAAGAGAAACGACAGUCCAUCAUUACUUUAAGACAGGAAGGUCAGUCACUCCGGAAAAUUUCAAGAACUUUGAAAGUUUCUUCAAGUGCAGUCACAAAAACCAUCAAGCGCUAUGAGGAAACUUGCUCUCAUGAGGACCACCACAGGAAUGGAAGACCCAGAGUUAACUCUGCUGCAGAGGAUAAGUUCAUUAGAGUUACCAGCCUCAGAAAUUGCAGCCCAAAUAAAUGCUUCACAGAGUUCAAGUAACAGACACAUCUCAACAUCAACUGUUCAGAGAGGACUGAGUGAAUCAGGCCUUCAUGGUCGAAUUUCUGCAAAGAAACUACUACUAAAGGACACCAAUAAGAAGAAGAGACCUGCUUGGGCCAAGAAACAUGAGCAAUGGACAUUAGACUGGUGGAAAUAUGUCCUUUGGUCUGGAGUCCAAAUUGGAGAUUUUUGGUUCUAACCGCCGUGUCUUUGUGAGACGCAGUGUGGGUGAACGGAUGAUCUCCGCAUGUGCAUUUCUCAACGUAAUGCAUGGAGGAGGAGGUGUUAUGGUGUGGGGGUGCUUUGCUGGUGACACUGUCUGUGAUUUAUUUAGAAUUCAAGGCACACUUAACCAGCAUGGCUACCACAGCAUUCUGCAGCGAUACGCCAUCCCAGUUUGGGCUUAGUGGGACUAUCAUUUGUUUUUCAACAGGACAAUGACCCAACACACCUCCAGACUGUGUAAGGGCUACUUUACUAAGAAGGAGAGUGAUGGAGUGCUGCAUCAGAUGACAUGGCCUCCAGAAUCCCCCGACCUCAACCCAAUCGAGAUGAUUUGGGAUGAGUUGGACCGCAGAGUGAAGGAAAAGCAGCCAACAAGUGCUCAGCAUAUGUGGGAACUCCUUAAAGACUGUUGGAAAAGCAUUCCAGGUGAAGGUGGUUGAGAGAAUGCCAAGAGUGUGCAAAGCUGUCAUCAAGGCAAAGGGUGGCUAUUUGAAGAUUCUCAAAUAUAAAAUAUAUUUUGAUUUGUUUAACACUUUUUUGUUUACUACAUGAUUCCAUAUGUGUUAUUUCAUAGUUUUGAUGUCUUCACUUUUAUUCUACAAUGUAAAAAAUAGUAAAAAAAAAAAAAAAACCUUCAAUGAUUAGGUGUGUCCAAACUUUUGACUGGUAGUGUAAGUAUUCAGACCCUUUACUCAGUACUUAUUUGAUGCAACUUUGGCAGCGAUUACAGCCUUGAGUCUUCUUGGAUAUGACGCUACACGGUUUGCACACCUGUAUUUGGGGAAUUUCUCCCAUUCUUCUCUGCAGAUCCUCUCAUGCUCUGUCAGGUUGGAUGGGGAGAAUCGCUGCACAGCUAUUUUUAGGUCUCUCCAGAGAUGUUCGAUCGGGUUCAAGUCCGGGCUCUGGCUGGGCCACUCAAGGACAUUCAGAGACUUGUUUCCGAAGCCACUCCUGCAUUGUCUUGGCUAUGUGCUUAGGGUCAUUGUCCUGUUGGAAGGUAAACCUUCACUCCAGUCUGAGGCCCUGAGCGCUCUGGAGCAGGUUUUCAUCAAGGAUCUCUCUGUACUUUGCUCCAUUCAUAAUUACCUCGUUCCUGACUAGUUUCCCAGUCCCUGCCACUGAAAAACAUCCCCACUGCAUGAUGCUGCCACCACCAUGCUUCACCGUAGGGAUGGUGCAAGGUUUCCUCCAGACGUGAUGCUUGGCAUUCAGACGUUACGCUUGGCAUUCAGGCCAAAGAUUCCAUCUUGGUUUCGUCAGACCAGAGAAUCUUGUUUCUCAUGGUCUGAGAGUCUUUAGGUGCCUUUUGGCAAACUCCAAGCGGGCUGUCAUGUGCUUCCGUCUGGCCACUCUAUCAUAAAGGCCCGAUUGGUGGAGUGCUGCAGAGAUGGUUGUCCAUCUGGAUGGUUCUCCCAUCUCCACAGAGGAACUCUAGAGCUCUGUCAGAGUGACCAUCGGGUUCUUGGUCACCUCCCUGACCAAGGCCCUUCUCCCCCGAUUGCUCAGUUUGGCUGGGAGGCCAGCUCUAGGAAGAGUCUUGGUGGUUCCAAACGUCUUCCAUUUAAGAAUGAUGGAGGCCACUGUGUUCUUGGGGGUCUUUAAUGCUGCAGAAUACAUUUUCUGGUACCCUUCCCUAGAUCUGUGCCUCGACACAAUCCUGUCUCGGAGCGCUACGAACAAUUCCUUCGACCUCAUAGCUUGGUUUUUGCUCUGACAUGCAUUGUCAACGGUGGGACCUUAUAUAGACAGCUGUGUGCCUUUCCAAAUAAUGUCUAAUCAAUUGAAUUUACCACAGGUGGACUCCAAUCAAGUUGUAGAAACAUCUCAAGGAUGGAUAAGAGCGUCUGCUAAACGAUGUAAAUGUAAAAUAUUCAAUGGAAACAGGAUGCACCUGAGAUCAAUUUCGAGUCUCGUAGCAAAGGGUCUGAAUAAUUAUGUAAAUAAGUUAUUUCUUUUUUAAAUUUGUAAUACAUUUGCAAACAUUUCUACAAACCUGUUUUCGCUUUGUCAUUAUGGGGUAUUGUGUGUAGAUUGCUCCGGAUCUUUAUUUAUUUAAUCCAUUUUAGAAUAAGGCUGUAACCUAACAAAAUGUGGAAAAAGUAAUGUGGUCUGAGUACUUUCCGAAGGCACUGUAUAUAGUACUAUUGGGUUUAAACUAAGGUUGCAAAAUGUACAUAGACACUGUGACUCUCUGCUCAGUGAUGUAGGGUUUACAUAGACAGUGAUGUAGGGUUUGCAUAAACACUGUGGCUCUGCUUAGUGAUGAAGGGUUUGCAUAGACACUGUGACUCUGCUCAGCGAAGUAGUGUUUACAUAGACACUAUGACUUUGCACAGUGAUGUAAGGUUUACAUAGAUUCUGAUUUGCUCACUGAUGUAGGGAUUUACAUAGACACUGUGACUCUGCUCAGCGAUGUAGUGUUUACAUAGACACUGUGACUCUUUGCACAGUGAUUUAAGGUUUACAUAGAUACUGAUUUGCUCAGUGAUAUAGGGUUUACAUAGACACUAUGACUUUGCACAGUGAUGUAAGGUUUACAUAGAUUCUGAUUUUCUCACUGAUGUAGGGAUUUACAUAGACAUUGUGACUCUGUUCAGUGAUAUAGGGUUUACAUAGACACUGUGACUCUUUGCUUAGUGAUGUAAGGUUUACAUAGACACUGUGACUCUGCUCAGUGAUGUAGGGUUUACAUUAACCUAACGUAGCAGGCCUAAAAGAAACGGCUGAAACCUAGAUCUCUUACAUACUGGUAUUGGCGAGAAGGAAAAAAAACUGUCUGCACUGUUCAGCCAAUCCAGUAAAUGUGGAGGAGGAGUUAAGAUGGAGUGUCAUCUUGUUAACGUCCAAAAGCGGAAGUCGUGUCGCAGGCUCUCUUUCCAUUUCCCCUGAAAACAGGAACAUCUAGUUGGGGACUCGGCAGACGCUAGGUUUACAUAGACACUGUGACUCUGCUCAAUGAUGUAGGGUCUUAACAGAUACCGAGAGAGUCAGCGAUACGCUCACAUCUGGAACUUUGCAGUGUCUCGGAAUGUGCUGCUUUCGAAUCAUUGGAUCAUGGAAACGUUGGAGUCACUGAGUCACUCUGCCAAACAUUCCUUUCCCCAAAAAAGCUAGGCUUAAGUAACCCCCUGACCCCCCUCCCCCCAAUACACACACAAACUCUGAGCAGCUAUCCUUUCCCCAAAGAAACCCUGUUUCCGAGAAUAGAAAGGGGAUUUAUGGGGCGCUGUGGUGAAUAAAUGUUAUGUUCAUUAUUGUCUGUUCAAAGAAGCACAGAGCUGGUGACUGGUGGAUAGAAAAGUGCUCCUGUGCUCUAACUUUGGGGCUACAGGUGCUGUAGUAUGGUAACUGUCCAGUUCUGUGGCACAUAUAUCUUUACAUCAGAGAGUUGGUUGUUAGGUGCAGAUAACAUAAUAGAUUGCUGACCACUGUGGUCUAUUAGUAUGCUGUAGACAUUACUACAGUUUAUGUAGAACAUAGACCUUUGUCUAAACAUUGUGGUAUUUGACCGUUGUGAUACUCUCUCCUCUUUUUGACUAGAGGUCCUCUCAUUUCCUCAAAGCUCUGACUUUGGCACAAUUUAGCAUUGCUGUGAUCCUGCCCUGGCACAGGAGCUGUACAGGAGAGCUCUCCUCUCUAUGAGUUAGGGAUAUCAGAGAGCUCCCUCCCUGCCAAAAUAUUUCUACUCUUGUAACCACGGCUGUGUGUGUGUGUGUGUGUGUUUGUUUAAGUGUGUGUACAUGUUUAAGUGUGUUUGUACAGUGUAGAGAUAAUCUCCUCUCUCUCUGCCGACGCUGUUUUGAUUCAUUUCCUAAUUUACCACAGGCAAAAUAUAAAGAUACUGUGGCUUGAGGCCUGUUGAGUGACAUAUCUGCUGCCUGGCUGACUGAGGAUUACAUCCUCUAUCCAUCCUGCACACAUCCUCAAAUACAAGCCAACACACACACAAACAUACAUGCACGCAGAUUGUCAAUCGAACAACCUAUUUGUGGAGCAUGUUAACCUUUUAGCAUGUCAGUAUAUACAGUGAGGGAAAAAAGUAUUUGAUCCCCUGCUGAUUUUGUACGUUUGCCCACUGACAAAGAAAUGAUCAGUCUAUAAUUUUAAUGGUAGGUUUAUUUGAACAGUGAGAGACAGAAUAACAACAAAAAAAUCCAGAAAAACGCAUGUCAAAAAUUUUAUUAAUUGAUUUGCAUUUUAAUGAGGGAAAUAAGUAUUUGACCCCCUCUCAAUCAGAAAGAUUUCUGGCUCCCAGGUGUCUUUUAUACAGGUAAUGAGCUGAGAUUAGGAGCACACACUUAAAGGGAGUGCUCCUAAUCUCAGUUUGUUACCUGUAUAAAAGACACCUGUCCACAGAAGCAAUCAAUCAAUCAGAUUCCAAACUCUCCACCAUGGCCAAGACCAAAGAGCUCUCCAAGGAUGUCAGGGACAAGAUUGUAGACCUACACAAGGCUGGAAUGGGCUACAAAACCAUUGCCAAGCAGCUUGGUGAGAAGGUGACAACAGUUGGUGUGAUUAUUCGCCUGGCCUGGAGCUCCAUGCAAGAUCUCACCUCGUGGAGUUGCAAUGAUAAUGAAAACGGUGAGGAAUCAGCCCAGAACUACACGGGAGGAUCUUGUCAAUGAUCUCAAGGCAGCUGGGACCAUAGUCACCAAGAAAACAAUUGGUAACACACUACGCCGUGAAGGACUGAAAUCCUGCAGCGCCCACAAGGUCCCCCUGCUCAAGAAAGCACAUAUACAUGCCCGUCUGAAGUUUGCCAAUGAACGUCUGAAUGAUUCAGAGGAGAACUGGGUGAAAGUGUUGUGGUCAGAUGAGACAAAAAUGGAGCACUUUGGCAUCAACUCAACUCGCCGUGUUUGGAGGAGGAGGAAUGCUGCCUAUGACCCCAAGAACACCAUCCCCAUUGUCAAACAUGGAGGUGGAAACAUUUACAUUUUAGUCAUUUAGCAGACGCUCUUAUCCAGAGCGACUUACAGUUAGUGCAUACAUUAUUUUUUUUCAUACCCCUGUGGGAAUUGAACCCACAACCCUGGCGUUGCAAACGCCAUGCUCUAUCAACUGAGCUACAUCCCUGCCGGCCAUUCCCUCCCCUACCCUGGACGACGCUGGGCCAAUUGCGCGCCGCCCCAUGGGUCUCCCGGUCGCGGACGGCUACGACAGAGCCUGGAUUCGAACCAGGAUCUCUAGUGGCACAGCUAGCACUGCGAUGCAGUGCCUUAGACCACUGCUCGGGAGACUCGAGUGGCGCUUUGGGGGUGUUUUUCUGCUAAGGGGACAGGACAACUUCACCACAUCAACGGGAUGAUGGACGGGGCCAUGUACUGUCAAAUCUUGGGUGAGAACCUCCUUCCUUCAGCCAGGGCAUUGAAAAUGGGUCGUGGAUGGGUUUUCCAGCAUGACAAUGACCCAAAACACACGGCCAAGGCAACAAAGGAGUGGCUCAAGAAGAAGCACAUUAAGGUCCUGGAGUGGCCUAGCCAGUCUCCAGACCUUAAUCCCAUAGAAAAUCUGUGGAGGGAGCUGAAGGUUCGAGUUGCCAAACGUCAGCCUCGAAACCUUAAUGACUUGGAGAAGAUCUGCAAAGAGGAGUGGGACAAAAUCCCUCCUGAGAUGUGUGCAAACCUGGUGGCCAACUACAAGAAACGUCUGACCUCUGUGAUUGCCAACAAGGGUUUUGCCACCAAGUACUAAGUCAUGUUUUGCAGAGGAGUCAAAUAAUUAUUUCCCUCAUUAAAAUGCUAAUCAAUUUAUAAUGCGUUUUUCUGGAUUAUUUUGUUGUUAUACUGUCUCUCACUGUUCAAAUAAACCUACCAUUAAAAUUAUAGACUGAUCAUUUCUUUGUCAGUGGGCAAACGUACAAAAUCAUCAGGGGUUCAAAUACUUUUUUCCCUCACUGUAGACCUACGUACCUUAUCAACAUCCAUUUUUUUAUUUUUACACAUUUCUAUUGUUGUGUGUGCGACAAAAUAAUAUAAUUUUAUUCUCGCACUGGCCCGAAUUAGUAGGCCUACAUUUGUACAUUUGGUCCAGUGUCAGCGUCAGUGUAGAGGGUGAUAUGUUGUUGCUCCCAUCAUAAGGCCUUCUCGCUUGUUGUAUGAGCCAUCAGGAGCAUUAAGCUAGCCAAUGCAGAGCCAUAGAUACAGAGUAAUGGAAUCAACAGGGUGAGAACACAGACAGAAGGCAGAAAGACAGUAAAUAUGCUCAUUUACAGUACAGGCUAGGUUGUGGUGUUUUGGGUAAUAUAAUAAGUGGGUUGUGUCCCAAAUGGCACCCUAUCCCCAAUAUAGUGCACUAUAUUUGACCAGGGCCCAUAGGAAUAGGGUUCCUUUUAGGAACGGACCUAGUUUUAUUCAUGAAAGUGCAGUGAAGUGCUAUAGGAACAACUGCUCUGUGCCGUAGUGCAGUAGAGCUGAUAUACCAGAAGGAGAUGGAGACUCCAGAAUAUCAUGCUGUUAUAAUCUGACUUCUGACUGGGACCAUACCUUCUGCACCAACAAGAUAAUACUGAUCAAUCAGAGAGUUUAAUGCCCUCUGGUUGUGUGUCUGUGUGCGGGUGUGGGUUUCCAUGCGGGUGUGGGUAUGCCUGUGUGUGUCACAUCUCUCAGUGUGGUUGCAAGGAUAUGUGCAAGUGUCUGUCUGCCUUUCCUCUUUUUCUGUGACAGUGUUUGGUUUGCACAUGUGAGUUUUAUCUCACGUGUUUCAGAGUGGUGUGUGCGUGUGCACGGAGUUGGGGAGUCAGUACUGUGGUGGUACAGAUUACCACUCUCUCUCCCUCUUUCUCCCCCAAUCCCCCCCCCUUAAAUCCUCUCUUGUUCCAGUUGCUCAGGCAGUGAUUAAAGUGCAGCUCUAUCCAUGCUGCAGAGACAGAGACACUGCAAAUAGUAGAUGUGUGAAAUGGGUAAACUAGGAAAGCAUUAUGUUAGGGAUGGCACUCUUAUUAUGCUGCCUCUCUCUCCCUCCUUCCCCCUCGUUUUCUUUCAAGCAAGUGACAGCAUAUCUCUUACACCCAGUGUCUCUUUGGUUCUGGCCACUCCACCACCUACACGCACACACGCACGCACCCACACCCCCCCCCCCCCACCCACCCCCCCCACACACACACAGCAUAGACUAAGCCAUGAUGAUGAUCUCAGUGUAUUUUCAACCACCAUUCCUCUUGGAAGAUCUAUCUUUCUGUACUGUAAUUAUCAUAAAGCCUGUCAGACAGUGAGAAAGUGCUCCUGUUAAUGUGACAGUGAUAAUUAACGCUGCCUGCAUGGCGUUUUAAAAUAAACCCUAUCUGAGUGAGGUCACCAUCAUCAUGGUGGUUUGAUACUCUGUUAUACUGAGAGAGAGAGAGAGGAUGGGUCUCCUUAUACCCCUACCCCCUGUCUCUCUCUGUCCAUUGGUGUUACAGAUACAGGUAUCCUGUGUCUUUUUGUGUUUUUCCUCUCCUUCUGCCCUAAUCACAGGUGUCCUGUAUGUUCCUGAUUGGUGGUCGUUGGGGUGUCUGCUGAUUGCUGAGGUGGACCAAUCAGUGGACAUUCCUCUGCAUUGCACCACCUGUUUCUGGUUUUUCAAUCACACAUCCCAUUGUUUAAAAGCCGGUCAGUUGUUAGAGACUAUUUUCGUAUGUGAGUAUGGAUACUGUGGUGUCCUGUGUACUCACUCAUUUGCUGGUUACUCUGUUUGGUAACUUUGUGUGUUUCUGGGAAAAGGGGAAUUUAAGCAAGUUGCCCUUGGGUGUACAUUACCCGUAGGAAGAAAACUGUCUAAAAACACUAGUUAGACCUGAGCGGACCACCCACUGUAAUUGUUGUAUGAUUAGCAGUAGCUUAGCGGUUCUUGAGGCAGGCAAGAUCAGUUUAGUUUUUUUUUACACUAUUGUUUCAUUUCUUGGGUCCUGCUCAGCCCUUUUUCCAAACCUUUACCGUGUGUUCAAAAAUAAACCUUUUAUGUUUGACGGUAGUUUAUGGUUGUCGUGUAGUUUUUGUUCUCGCUGUUCCAUGUCACGCUUCUAAUUUGCAUGAAUUAUGUUACGGGUCUCUUGUCCAUCCACCCUAGACGUUUAAAGCCACAGGGUUCGUAACAAAAUGUGGGGGCUCGUCCAGGAUCAUUCUCAUUGAUACCCAUGCUACUCAUGCAAAUUAGUUAGUGUCUGGUUCAGUGUUGAGCUUGGCAGCUGUAACUAACUGGUUUUGUGUUCAGUAUUUGUCGGCUCGUGCUAGUUUAGGAUGGCUACUUUUGAGUUGGAUGCCUUUUUGGAAAACCCUACGUGGGAGGUUUUUGAGAAUUGCCGUAGAGUGGAUCUACAGGCUUUGGCUGACCACUUUUCUGUACCCAUAUCAAGGGUUUUAGUGAAAGCAGAAGUUAGGAAAGCAGUGUUAGAGAUAUUAUUGAACGAGCGAGUGCUUGAAUUACCGCCGCCUGACCCUGCUGCUCCUGUAGGGGAUGUGGUUGCUGCUCCUGUAAGCCCGUCGGUGUCUGAGGACGAGGCUCCAGCCACAUUGCCCCGUUUUGACCCACUGUCCGACAGUGAUGCUAGGAUGGAUGUCCGCUCGACACGGCUCCAAAUGGAGGCGGAAGAGCGGGCACAAAUCAGGCAAGACAAGCUGGAGAUGCGUAAAAUGGAACUAGAGGCAGAACUGGAGACGCGUAGGCUUGAUAAAUAAUGUCCACUGAUUGGUCCACCUCAGCAAUCAGCAGACACCCCAACGACCACCAAUCAGGAACAUACAGGACACCUGUGAUUAGGGCAGAAGGAGAGGAAAAACACAAAAAGACACAGGAUACCUAGUCUGGUUCUGAUUUAGAGCGUGUGUGUGUGCUCUUUAUUAACACUGCCAGGUGUAAGUGUCUGUCCCCCUUUCUACUCUCUCUCUCCUCUGUCUUUCUACUCUCUUUCUCUCCUCUGUCUUUCUACUCUCGCUCUCCUCUGUCUUUCAACUCUCUCAUCUGUCUUUCCAUCCUCCACUCUUAGGACACAUGAGGGGAGAACAGUGGUUAUAGUCAGUCAGACCUUCUCCCUUUCCUCCCUUUCCACCUCCUACUUUCCUCUUCCUCUGUAUGUUCCUGUUGUUUCUUGACCUCUAUUCCCUUCACAACCCCACGGUGCGUGUUAGUCCCCUCAACUCAAUUAAAUUCAAUUCUCUCUCUUUAUCUCUCUACCCUCUACCUCCUCUCUCUGUAACCAUUACCUCUCCCCCAACACCCCAGUGACCCAACCUGUUCUGUUCCUCCUCAGUCUCCCUUGUUUAUUAACCUGAGACAGAGAGUCAAAACAGAACCAUAUUCUCUCUUCUUUACAUCUCUCUCCCUCACUUUCUCUUUGUCUCUCUCUUUAUCUCCCCCCUUCUCCCAGUUCAUCUAAGGAAAUGUAAUGUGACUUUCUAUAUGUUGAUGUGAACAUUGUUCAGCAGCUGUUGUCUAUCAGUGACGUCAGGGUCAGAGAUGCAAUAAUUUUGGGGGGAUAUAUAGGCGGGAAUGCCUAGUGAUGUCAGUGCAUUCCCAGCUAGUACAUUUGGUUCCUUGGAAGUUGUGGGAACGUACAUUUUUGGCUUCCCACAGGUUCUGGGAACGAAGCCAUAAGUUUCCUGACCAGUAAAACUGAACGUUUUUUUAACUUUCUGAGAAUGGAAGUGAUAAUUUUGCCUGUUCUGGGAACGUACAUUUUUAGGUUGCAGGGAGGUUCUGAGAACAUUUUACUAUGGUUCCCUGAAAGUUUUUCUGCGAGGUUUUAUUAACGUUCUGAGAAUGGAAAUUAUAAGUUAUUUGAAGAUAAUUAAAUAAUGUUCUGAGAACAUUUUCUAAAUCUUGUGAAGGUUUUGAACGAAAUUGUGUAAUGUUAGAGUUUUUUUUAACAACUUCCUUAAACUUUCCCUGAAUGUUUCAACAAGACUUUCAAUAACACUGCUUUCUUAGUUUGGGUUAACUGUUUUGAACUCCAAGCACAGAUAGGACACAUGGAAAUUCAUUUGCUUAGGCAUUAACCAUGCAAACACAUAAAUUUUUUAUUAUGGCAUGGUCGUCAGUGAGAUUCUAACCUAUGAUCUUCUGUUCUCUAUAUUCUGUUCUGCACCAUCAGGAUGGAGCUAGCGUGCCAUGUUUUUUAAAACUCAAACAAAGCUGUUCAUUUUAGUCUAUUCAAACAGACCUGUAAGGGUUGGUGUGAGGUGUGACCCAGGUGCGGUGCAGGAUAGACAGUAGGCAGUAGGCAGAGAUGGUGAAACAAGGAUCUUUACUGGUGGUCCCAAAACCAGGAUACAAAAUAACGGACUUGUCAUGAUAAAAUAAAGGAGGAGAAAAUUGGUCUCCAAAAACAGGCUGACAGCAAACAUACGAAAUACUAUCUACGACUGAAAACAACAAUGAAACACAGAGAACACUUCUCAAGUACCUGUACAUACGUCUUGCGAUCAGACACUGAUUAGUACUGUUUGGCAUAGAGAAACUAGCAAAGAAAACAGAGCAAGGGAACACAGGGAAGUGAGGGCAUAAAUACACAGGUGAACAGGUAGACACAGGUGACACCAAUAGGGUAAUAAUUAGUCCAGACUGUGAGUGUGGAGCUGCCUAAGGUUGUCGGAGGAUGACACCUAGUGGGUCGCUCCGGAACUGCAACCCCCUCCUGAAACAAGCACUCAAUUAAGAUCGGGUGUGGCCAAUUAAUGGGUCCGUCCAACACACCUGAAUACACUUAACAAUAUAGAGGAUAUAGAGAGUUUUGUUGAGGCUGAGAAAGGAAUGCAUAUAUUAAUGUUUUCUUGUGUUUUUUAUGGAACUUUUUCUUAAUGUUCUGAGAACAUUACUUUAAAUAGAACAAUGAGAACCUGCAGAAAAUGUUAUGCUAAAGUACUGAAAUUCCCACAGAAGAACGUUGUUUCUUAACAUUCUCUGAAUGUUCUGAGAACAUGACUUUAAAUAGAACCAUGAGGAAACCUGUAGAAAAUGUUAUGCUAAAUUAUUGAAAUUCCCACAGAAGAAUGUAGUUUCUUAACGUUUUCGGAACAUUUUGACAAUAUUCCCAAUGUACAAACAGUUGGAGAACGUUCCUAGAACAUUACCAAAAAUGUAAUUUGAUGUAACCAUGUUUGAACUUUUAGGAAACGUUCUGUUAAAGUAAUGAAAUACUAAGAAAAUAGCGUUAUUUUGUCAAGUUCCUUAAAUGUGCUGAGAAUGUUCCAAAGCCAAGCAAUAUCCUGCACCAUUCCCAGAAAGUUGUAGAAAGGUUGUACGCAAAAUAGGACAAUCAAGCUCUCACCAAGCUCUAAGAAACAUGGUCCUCAGAACAAUAUGUGCUAGCUGUGUUUUCUCUCUUUGUCAUCAGCUUAUAAGGCAGAAUCAAGUUUCAUGAUGGAAAAAUCUGUAUUAAUAGUUUUAAUAGCUCACGAUUGAAAGCAAUUCAAGCCAAUUCAACUGAAUUCGGUGGCUGGUGAUAUUUUUAUACUGUACUUAUCCAGGCCACUGACUGUUCCUCGAACUUGCUCACUAAUUUUGUCACUCACACACAUAAACUUUUCCUUUCUUUCGCUCCUCUCCUCUCUUCCUCAUCCUCUCUUCCAUCUUUUCACUAGGCUCAAUAAUCAGUGUAUUAAUCUGUUUAUAAACACAAAGUGAGAAAGACUGAAUAUGUUAUGGAAAUGUUUGGGAAAACGUGCUCGGAAACACACUCAGAGCCCUCAGAGAGAAUUUAGCAUCUCUCUGACUCCUAAACUACUGCAGCACAUAAACUCUUACUAAUUACCCAAUCGGUGUGUGUGUGUGUGUGUGUGUGUGUUUGUGUGUGUGUUUGUGUGUGUGUGUGUGUGUGUGUGUGUGUGUGUGUGUGUGUGAAGUCAUCACUGCCGGUAAGUGUAAAAAUAAACCUGAUACAGAGUAACUAAAAAGGAAAUGAUGGUGGUGAAGUGUGGUUGAGCUGGCGCUCCCUCGCUGGUCUCGUCAGUGUGAAAGCCUCUGCUGUGAGUUAGAUGGAACCAAGGGAGUUCCUCUGGGUCAGCUGCUCUUGAUGGAAUGUCAAGAUGAAGCAAUAGUCAGUGUGUUGUAUUCACUUAUUCACCACAGACUUUCCUAACGCACACCAACUGUUUAUGAUCAGGGCCUGGAGUUUUUCCUUUUCUUGACCGUCUGAUCCUGACCAGGCAGAAUUCCUGGCCCUACAUUGUAUCUAUGAUAGAUGACAUUUAGAGAACCCACUGGGCAUAGACGUCAGUUCAACGUCUAGUUUUGAUUUACAUUUGGUUGAGUUGGCAACUAACAUGAAUUCAAUGUGAAAUCAACAAAAAGGUUAAAAGUUGGGUGAAAAAAAUAUGAAAUUCCUUUAAAUUGAUGACUCAUUUCAAAUCCAAUCAGUUUUCCACGAUGAUUCAAUGUCAUCACAUAUAUUUUUUGGAUUGAAAUGACAUGGAAACAAUGUUGAUUCAACCAGGUCACAAAAACAAACAGUCCUGCUUUAUUUGGGUGUACCAGAUUAAGGAUCAUUAUCAGAUUAAAUUACUCAGGGUCAUGUGAACCAGAAUGAUGAUGUUCACUGUAUAAAACACAGUAUAAUCCCUCGCUUUCCAGUUUCUGUACCCAUUCGUGCCUAUAAGCAAAGUUAAUACUGAUCGGAUGGGAGAGGAUAGGAAAGGGUUAAAUUGUUCUAUAACAGAUUUAUAGUUUGGUGAAGAGAGCAGUGUGGACUGAGAGGUAUUUGCCUUGGCAGCUUUCCAACAGGAAGUUUAGAGCAGCUAGCCAUCGGAGCCAUUGCAGCCCAAAGGUCCACAGUUUACUGCAGUGGGGAUGACCUCAUCUAAAGGCCAACACACUAUCACAGCUUAUUGUGAAAUAGACACAAAUUACUUAUUUGAAAUUCAUAACAGGCAGGUGUAUUACACUAUUUUCAUCACAACGUAUUUUGUGUGUAUUACACAAUUUUCUUUCUUCAUAACGCAUUCGUGUACAUUACACAAAUUCCAAUGUGUUGUGGCUAACGUUAGCUAGGUGGCUAACAUUAGCUAGGCUAGCUAGGUGGCUAACAUUAGCUAGGCUAGGGGUUAAGAUUAAGGUUUUAAGGUUAGGUUUAGGGGUUAAGGUUAGGGUUAGGUAACAUGCUAGCUAAGUAGUUAAAGGGUUAAUGUUAAGGUUAGGGUCAGGAGUUAGGUUAAAUGGUUAAGGUUAGGGUUAGGGUUAGCUAACCUGCUAAGUAGUUGCAAAGUAGCUAAAAAGUAGUAAGUAGUUGCAAAGUUGCUAAUUGGCUAAAAUCCUCCAUGAUAAGAUUCGAACACACAACCUUCGAGUUGCUAGACAUUCGUGUUGUGCGCCGCCUACCCAUCCUCCCCGACUAACCUCCCUCCUAUCGUUUCUGUCUUAAGUAACCUACUGUCUUUAUCUGUGAUUGAAAUUCACAAAAUGUGCAGUUUUACAGCUAAUCUCCUGCUAUUUUGCCAUGAAGCUGAGAGAAAAUGUUGCGGUUUUAGAGCUCAGGGAUUCUUAAAAGACGGGACAAUCUCAAAUAUUUGUCGUAAUAGUAACAACAUUUGAAAUAUAUAUUUUGAUAGACCAAAGUAUUAGCUAUCAAACCAACCUCCUAAUUUAUAAUAAAAUGCAACUAACUGGAUUGAUGCCAACUCCGUCACACCAUAAAAGGCAUUUAAUUUGUACAAUUAUUAUUUAAAUCACAGACGGCUGUUGCAAGAAACUACAUACAAUCACAGAUUUGUCCUGUUUAAAAAAUAUAUAUAAAUGUUUUUAUUUUUUGUAAUACUACUAGCCCCCUAGCAAUUUUAUGAAGUUGGCUUUAGCUAGCCCAGAUAGGUUCCCAAUCUGCCAACCUCAUAACUAGCUACCAAGAAGCCAUUUAAGGCUAUCAAUCAAGUUUGUGUAGCUAGCUUGUAUAACUAUCUUAGCUGGCAUGCCUGCUGGCAAGGUUGGUAGACUUUAGAAAAGCAAGCAAUUACUAAAUGUAUUGAAUAAGACUCACACUUUAACCAGAUUUUAGCAAAAUAAAUACCUGUCAGGAGGAUACAGACAGCUCAAGAGGUAUGCUUAGAUGUGCAGAAAAAUAAACAUAUUUUUUACAUAGAAUUAAGCAUAAUGAUUAUGGCUUUAGAUUGCAGGAAAAAGCCCCCCUCCGGACGACCCCACAGACAUCCUCACAUACUUUGUGCCCCCUCAGAUUCUUUAGGUGCAUGAUACACCUGCAAUUUGUGUGUAUUUGGCGCGCUACAGUUAGUCCCUAAAGCUAAUGCUUAGGCUACCCACUAACGCCAGAUAAAAAUAAUGAAAGAAAAACCUGUAGCCUAUAGACAUGAAUUGCACAAGAAUUAUACAUUUAUGUUUUUUAAUGCAUUGUUUUCUCUUUAUUCAACACGCCCGCCACCCAACCGCCCUUCAGCCACACAAUAUUUCAUGACCCUAAGCCCGCCCGCCCGCCCGCACGGGUUAUAAGUCAUUGGUCUCUGACCCUGUUAUCAUACCCCACAUAUUUCCCAAGAGUUUUGGUUUGACUUUGGAGCCAAUUCAACUCUACCCAGCAUGGCUGAUCUAAAUAGCCCUUUGAAAAGGGACAUUUGUCACAUAUUUCCAUAGCUACUGUCUGUAGUAGGUAAACUUUAGGCCUACAUCUCUCCACUUGUGAGGAUCCAUGUGGUGUCAUUCUGUCGUGUAAGUAGGUGUACUGUUGCACCUAUCUCAAUAGAUAAGGGUUGUGCAUGGCCUGGCUGUAAGUGACCAUAGCCAUGUGUAGCUGUCUGCUGAGUAACACAGGGCUCUAUAUGGGUAGUAGUCCUGUCCUGCGCCAUCUUUCUCUUUAGACUGGGAAGACCCCACUUUACCAUGGCUGUCUGAGAGCAGGGCUCUACCUUAAGUAGGUCACAAAAGUGGAUCCCAUCUGUCUGUGUGUGUGUGUGUGUGUGUGUGUAUGUUGUGUACGUGCGUGCGUGCGUGUGUGACUGACCAGUUUCCAGCAGGAACAGAUAAGCCCUGUUGAUAUGCCCUGUUUCUGCAGUCAUGAGCCAGAUCACUCCUGUCCACAGCAGCCUGGUCCAUGGAGCUUUGCCAUUUGUGAAAUUCUAAUUCUCAAGACUAGGAUUCAGGAUUCAGGGGACGUGAGAAUGUAGGAUCAUUCAAUGCUUCAAUGUAAAUCAUGAUUGGAGAUGAUAACAAGUUCCUUCCCGAAAGAUUGACAGUACCACAGUAGCCAACAUGUUAUUAUUGUCUUUUAUCAGUUGAUUUGUCCCUGUCUGUCUAUCAUGAUGGUGAGGUCAAGUUUUAAUCCUGUAGAGAUUGAACCGUCUGGCUGCUGAUGUGCUGCAGGUCCUGAUGUAAGCAGUCACACACAGUCACUCAUGACAGAUACAGGCACUGGGCCAAUGGGAUUAGAAAAACACAGGCUACGUCCCAAAUGGCACCUUGUUCCCUAUAAAGUAGUGCACCAUGUAGGGAGUAGGGUGCCAUUUGGGACUCACCCACAGCACACAAACCCACAAGACCUCGCCCCGCCCCAUGAGCUGAGCUGUCGCUCAAUCAAUGGGAAAUCAAACCCACCACAACUGGAGAGCAGUGGUGUGAGAGAGACAUUCUCAGCAGACUGGGUACAGGAAGAUCAUGGCAGUCAGCCAGAGAGAGCUUUUGAUUGUUGCACAAAAGACAUACGCCUACUGGUCCAUACGGUGUGUGUGUGCUCGGGAACGCAUGUGUGUGUGCGAAUGUGUGUAAAUGCGUGCAUGCGCGUGACUAAUGUAAAUGGAACACUCUUUUUCAUCCCCCAGUUAUCCCUCUGCAGACCUACUAUUUCUAAACAUAUGUGAUUUGAUCUAUGUUAAGGCCUCUGCAUACCUUUACAUCACACAGAAACUCUAUAUAUAGAAGUGAGGGGAAAGUGGAAUAGUUUUUCUAUCUACUGUCUGCCUACAUAUGGAUAACAUCGAAUAGAAACUAUUCACACACAGUGGAGCUCUGAGUAUAGCCUAUAGGUGAUAAUGCAUGUUUAUGAAUUUAUCAUCAGUUGAUGAUAUAUUCUUUAGGACAUCACACAUAUACAUUUAACGAGCAAUCUUUUGAUGCAUUGCACUAGAGUUGGCAGUGGUACUCUUCAUAUAAAUAUAUAGAUGAACGUGUUAGAUAGGUGUGUCAAGAUGUAUUUAAGACUCCUCUGUGUACACCUGGAGUAGGGAAUACUAAAACAUUCUGACACACACACACACACACACACACACAAAUGCUGAUUAUGCAACGUAAGCAUCUCAAACAAACACCAUGAUCCCGGUCACUCGCUUCACCUAGGCUUCAGAAGUCACUACCAGCUCUAAGCGCCGCUAAAAGUCACCGCAUCUGAAAAAGGCGUGUGUGUGUGUGCUCAUCAUACUGUGUGUCAUGGAGUCAGGUGUUGGAGUCUCUCUCUGUCCUGGGGUUCCUUGUGGCUCUGUGACUCAAAGAGAGACUGGACAGGUUUCAGUGGUAUCAGAUGGUUCCAUCCACUGGCACUUCCCCACUCCUGUCACAUCUUUCCCUCUCACUCUCCUCUCUCCACUGAGCCUUUCUGACAUGCAGUGCUUUCGGAAAGUAUUCAGACCCCUUGACUUUUUCCACAUUUUGUUAUGUUACAGCCUUAUUCUAAAAUGGAUUCAAUAGUUUUCUCCCCUCAUCAAUCUACACACAAUACCUCAUAAUGACAAAGCAAAAACAGGUUUUUAAAAAUGUUUGCAAAUUUAUAGAAAAUGGAAAACUGAAAUAUCACAUUUAUAUAAGUAUUCAGACCCUUUACUCAGUACUUGGUUGAAGCACCUUUGGCAGUGAUUACAACCUUGAGUCUUCUUGGGUAUGACGCUACAAGCUUGGCACAUCUGUUUUUGGGGAGUUUCUCCCAUUCUUCUCUGCAGAUCCUCUCAAGCUCUGUCAGAUGGAUGGUGAGUGUCGCAGCACAGCUAUUUUCAGGUCUCUCCAGAGAUGUUCAAUCAGGUUCAAGUCCAGGCUCUGGCUGGACCCCUCAAGGACAUUCAGAGACUUGUCCCGAAGCCACUACUGUGUUGUCUUGGCUGUGUGUUUAGGGUCAUUGUCCUGUUGGAAGGUGAAUCUUUGCCCCAGUCUGAGGUCCUGAGCACUCUGGAGCAGGUUUUCAUCAAGGAUCUCUCUGUACAUUGCUCUGUUAAUCUUUCCCUCGAUCCUGACUAGUCUCCUGCUGCUGAAAAACAUCCCCACAACAUCAUGCUGCCAUCACCAUGCUUCACUGUAGGGAUGGUGCCAGGUUUCCUCCAGAGACCAAAGAGUUCCAUCUUGGUUUCAUCAGACCAGAGAAUCUUGUUCCUCAUGGUCUGAGAGUCCUUUAAGUGCCUUUUGGGAAACUCCAAGCGGGCUGUCAUGUGCCUUUUACUGAGGAGUGGCUUCCGUCUGGCCACGCUACCAUAAAGGCCUGAUUGGUGGAGUGCUGCAGAGAUGGUUGUCCUUCUGGAAGGUUCUCCCAUCUCCACAGAGGAACUCUGGAGCUCUGUCAGAGUGACUAUCAGGUUCUUGGUCACCUCCCUGACCCGAUUGCUCAGUUUGGCCGGGCGGCCAGCUCUAGGAAGAGUCUUGGUGGUUUCAAACUUCCUUCCUUAAAGAAUGAUUGGAGGCCACUGUGUUCUUGGCGACCUUCAAUGCUGCAGAGAUUUUUUGGUACCCUUCCCCAGAUCUGUGCCACGACACAAUCCUGUCUCAGAGCUCUAUGGACAAUUCCUUUGACCUCAUGGCUUGGUUUUUGCUCUGACAUGCACUGUCAACAGUGGGACCUUAUAUAGACAGGUGUGUGCCUUUCCAAAUAAUGUCCAAUCAAUUGAAUUUACCACAGUUGGACUCCAAUCAAGUUGUAGAAACAUCUCAAGGAUGAUCAAUGGAAACAGGAUGCACCUGAGCUCAAUUUCGAGUCUCAUAGCAAAGGGUCUGAAUAAUUGUCAUUAUGGGGUAUUAUUUGUAGAUUGAAGAGGGAAGAAAUUAUUGAAUCAAAUUUAGAAUAAGACUGUAACGUAACAAAAUGUGGAAAAAUAAUACUUUCCGAAUGCACUGUACAUGGGCCACAUUCUCACUUUCCCCCAAUUUUACAAAUGUUCCUACUCAGUGAAACUCUCUGUAAAAUCACUAGUCUAGAAUACUAUUUGGUGACUCCAAGGUUGAGUGUGGGGCGAGGACAGAUCAAACUGAAUUAACAAAAUGACCCCUUCCUCCCCUCUGUAACCACCCCCCCCCCCCCCAUUAUAGAAAUGAGUUUGUGUUGUUCACAGCAGCACGGCAGCAAAUUGCUAGAUGACAAAUUACUUUAAUUACAAUGGCCCAUCUGAGUUCUGGGUCUAAAAUUGAUGGCUGUACUUUCCUGGGAUUUAGAAGACUAAAUAAACCCUUGCUCACUAGAAUAAUGUCAUAAAUCCAUAGAAUGAAUGCUUCAAUCUACAGUUGUGGUCAAAAGUUUGGAGAAUGACACAAAUACUAAUCUUCACAAAGUCUGCUGCCUCAGUUUUGAUGAUGGCAAUUUGCAUAUACUCCAGAAUGUCAUGAAGAGUGAUCAGAUGAAUUGCAAUUAAUUGCAAAGUCCCUCUUUGCCAUGAAAAUGAACGUAAUCCCCUCAGAAAAUUUUCACUGCAUUUCAGCCCUGCCACAAAAGGACCAGCUGCCAUCAUGUCAGUGAUUCUCUCGUUAACACAGGUGAGAGUGUUGAUGAGGACAAGGCUGGAGAUCAAUCUCAAAUCAAAUCAAAUCAAAUCAAAUCAAAUCAAAUCAAAUCUUAUUGGUCACAUGCGCCGAAUACAACAGGUGCAGACAUUACAGUGAAAUGCUUACUUACAGCCCUUAACCAACAGUGCAUUUAUUUUAAACAAAAAAAGUAAGAAUAAAACAACAACAAAAAAAGUGUUGAGAAAAAAAGAGCAGAAGUAAAAUAAAGUGACAGUAGGGAGGCUAUAUAUACAGUAAAAUAAAGUGACAGUAGGGAGGCUAUAUAUACAGGGGGGUACCGUUGCAGAGGCAAUGUGCGGGGGCACCGGCUAGUUGAGGUAGUUGAGGUAAUAUGUACAUGUGGGUAGAGUUAAAGUGACUAUGCAUAAAUACUUAACAGAGUAGCAGCAGCGUAAAAAGGAUGGGGUGGGGGGGCAGUGCAAAUAGUCCGGGUAGCCAUGAUUAGCUGUUCAGGAGUCUUAUGGCUUGGGGGUAGAAGCUGUUGAGAAGUCUUUUGGACCUAGACUUGGCACUCCGGUACCGCUUGCCGUGCGGUAGCAGAGAGAACAGUCUAUGACUAGGGUGGCUGGAGUCUUUGACAAUUUUGAGGGCCUUCCUCUGACACCGCCUGGUAUAGAGGUCCUGGAUGGCAGGAAGCUUUGCCCCAGUGAUGUACUGGGCCGUACGCACUACCCUCUGUAGUGCCUUGCGGUCAGAGGCCAAGCAGUUGCCAUACCAGGCGGUGAUGCAACCAGUCAGGAUGCUCUCGAUGGUGCAGCUGUAGAAUUUUUUGAGGAUCUGAGGACCCAUGCCAAAUCUUUUUAGUCUCCUGAGGGGGAAUAGGCUUUGUCGUGCCCUCUUCACGACUGUCUUGGUGUGUUUGGACCAUGAUAGUUCGUUGGUGAUGUGGACACCAAGGAACUUGAAGCUCUCAACCUGUUCCACUACAGCCCCGUCGAUGAGAAUGGGGGCGUGCUCAGUCCUCUUUUUUUUCCUGUAGUCCACAAUCAUCUCCUUUGUCUUGGUCACGUUGAGGGAGAGGUUGUUGUCCUGGCACCACACGGCCAGAUCUCUGACCUCCUCCCUAUAGGCUGUCUCAUCGUUGUCGGUGAUCAGGCCUACCACUGUUGUGUCAUCGGCAAACUUAAUGAUGGUGUUGGAGUCGUGCCUGGCCAUGCAGUCAUGGGUGAACAGAGAGUACAGGAGGGGACUGAGCACGCACCCCUGAGGGGCCCCCGUGUUGAGGAUCAGUGUGGCAGAUGUGUUGUUACCUACCCUUACCACCUGGGGGCGGCCCGUCAGGAAGUCCAGGAUCCAGUUGCAGAGGGAGGUGUUUAGUCCCAGGAUCCUUAGCUUAGUGAUGAGCUUAGAGGGCACUAUGGUGUUGAAUGCUGAGCUGUAGUCAAUGAAUAGCAUUCUCACGUAGGUGUUCCUCUUGUCCAGGUGGGAAAGGGCAGUGUGGAGUGCGAUAGAGAUUGCAUCAUCUGUGGAUCUGUUGGGGCGGUAUGCAAAUUGGAGUGGGUCUAGGGUUUCUGGGAUUAUGCUGUUGAUGUGAGCCAUGACCAGUCUUUCAAAGCACUUCAUGGCUACAGACGUCAGUGCUACGGGUCGGUAGUCAUUUAGGCAGGUUAUCUUAGAGUUCUUGGGCACGGGGACUAUGGUGGUCUGCUUGAAACAUGUUGGUAUUACAGACUCAGUCAGGGACAUGUUGAAAAUGUCAGUGAAGACACUUGCCAGUUGGUCAGCACAUGCUCGGAGUACACGUCCUGGUAAUCCGUCUGGCCCUGCGGCCUUGUGAAUGUUGACCUGCUUAAAAGUCUUACUCACAUCGGCUACGGAGAGCGUGAUCACAUAGUCAUCCGGAACAGCUGGUGCUCUCAUGCAUGCUUCAGUGUUGCUUGCCUCGAAGCGAGCAUAGUAGUGGUUUAGCUCGUCUGGUAGGCUUGUGUCACUGGGCAGCUCGCGGCUGUGCUUCCCUUUGUAGUCUGUAAUAGUUUUCAAGCCCUGCCACAUCCGACGAGCGUCAGAGCCAGUGUAGUAUGAUUCAAUCUUAGACCUGUAUUGACUCUUUGCCUGUUUGAUGGUUCGUCGGAGGUCAUAGCGGGAUUUCUUAUAAGCGUCCGGGUUAGAGUCCCGUUCCUUGAAAGCGGCAGCUCUACCCUUUAGCUCAGUGCGGAUGUUUCCUGUAAUCCAUGGCUUCUGGUUGGGGUAUGUACGUACGGUCACUGUGGGGACGACAUCAUCGAUGCACUUAUUGAUGAAGCCAGUGACUGAUGUGGUGUACUCCUCAAUGCUGUCUGAAGAAUCCCGGAACAUGUUCCAGUCUGUGCUAGCAAAACAGUCCUGUAGCUUAGCAUCUGCGUCAUCUGACCACUUUUUUAUUAACCGAAUCACUGGUGCUUCCUGCUUCAGUUUUUGCUUAUAAGCAGGAAUCAGGAGGAUAGAGUUAUGGUCAGAUUUGCCAAAUGGAGGGCGAGGGAGAGCUUUGUAUGCGUCUCUGUGUUUGGAGUAAAGGUGGUCUAGAGUUUUUUUCCCUCUGGUUGCACAUUUAACAUGCUGGUAGAAAUUAGGUAGAACGGAUUUAAGUUUCCCUGCAUUAAAGUCCCCGGCCACUAGGAGCGCUGCAUCUGGAUGAGCGUUUUCCUGUUGAUUAAUGGCCUUGUACAACUCAUUCAGAGCAAUCUUAAUGCCAGCAUUGGUUUGUGGUGGUAAAUAGACAGCUAUGAAAAAUAUAGAUGAAAACUCUCUUGGUAAAUAGUGUGGUCUACAGCUUAUCAUAAGAUACUCUACCUCAGGCGAGCAAAACCUCGAGACUUCCUUAGUAUUUGAUUUUGUGCACCAGCUGUUGUUUACAAAUAUACACAGACCGCCGCCCCUUGUCUUACCAGAGUCAGACGUUCUGUCCUGCCGAUGUAGCGUAUAGCCUGCUAGCUGAAUGUUAUCAUUGUUGUCGUUCAGCCACGACUCCGUGAAACAUAAGAUAUUACAGUUUUUAAUGUCCCGUUGGUAGGAUAACCGUAAUCUUAACUCGUCCAUUUUAUUCUCAAAAGAUUGAACGUUGGCUAGUAGGAUUGAUGGGAGAGGCAGUUUACUCGCUCGCCGUCGGAUCCUUACAAUGCACCCGGAUCUGCGUCCGCGAUAUCUCCGUCUCUUCCUCACGCGAAUGACGGGGAUCUGGGCCUUGUCGGGUGUCUGUAGGAUAUCCUUCGCGACCGCCUCGUUGAAGAAAAAAUCUUCGUCCAAUGCGAGGUGAGUAAUCGCUGUCCUGAUAUCCAGAAGCUCUUUUUGGUUAUAAGAGACGAUGGCAGAAACAUUAUGUACAAAAUAAAUUACAAAUAACGCGGAAAAACACACAUAAUAGUACAAUUGGUUAGAGGGCUGUAAAACGGCAGCCAUCUUCCCGGCGCUGUUCUUCUGUCGGUCUGUCAUGCUGAUUGAGUUAGAAUAACAGACUGGAAGCUUUAAAAGGAGGGUGGUGCUUGAAAUCAUUGUUCUUCCUCUGUUAACCAUGGUUACCUGCAAGGAAACACGUGCCGUCAUCAUUGCUUUGCACAAAAAGGCUUCACAGGCAAGGAUAUUGCUGCUAGUAAGAUUGCACCUAAAUCAACCAUUUUUCGGAUCAUCGAGAACCUCAAGGAGAGAGGUUCAACUGUUGUGAAGAAGGCAUCAGGGCGCCCAAGAAAGUCCAGCAAGCGCCAGGACCGUCUCCUAAAGUUGAUUCAGCUGCGGGAUCGGGCACCACCAGUGCAGAGCUUGCUCAGGAAUGGCAGCAGGCAGGUGUGAGUGCAUCUGCACGCACAGUGAGGUGAACACUUUUGGAGGAUGGCCUGGUGUCAAGAAGGGCAGCAAAGAAGCCACUUCUCUCCAGGAAAAACAUCAGGGACAGACUGAUAUUCUGCAAAAGGUGCAGGGAUUGGACUGCUGAGGACUGGGGUAAAGUCAUUUUCUCUGAUGAAUCCCCUUUCUGAUUGUUUGGGACAUCCGGAAAACACCUUGUCCGGAGAAGACAAGGUGAGCGCUACCAUCAGUCCUGUGUCAUGCCAACAGUAAAGCAUCCUGAGACCAUUCAUGUGUGGGGUUGCUUCUCAGCCAAGGGAGUGGGCUCACUCACAAUUUUGCCUAAGAACACAGCCAUGAAUAAAGAAUGGUACCAACACAUCCUCCGAGGGCAACUUCUCCCAACCAUACAAGGAUAGUUUGGUGAUGACCAAUGCCUUUUCCAGCAUGAUGGAGCACCUUGCCAUAAGGCAAAAGUGAUAACUAAGUGGCUCGGGAACAAAACAUCGAAAUUUUGGGUCCAUGGCCAGGAAACUCCCCAGACCUUAAUCCCAUUGAGAACUUGCGGUCGAUCCUCAAGAGGCAGGUGGACAAACAAAAACCCACAAAUUCUGACAAACUGCAAGCAUUGAUUAUGCAAGAAUGGGCUGCCAUCAGUCAGGAUGUGGCCCAGAAGUUAAUUGACAGCAUGCCAGGGUGGAUUGCAGAGGUCUUGAAAAAGAAGGGUCAACACUGCAAAUAUUGACUCUUUGCAUAAACUUUAUGUAAUUGUCAAUAAAAGCCUUUUACACUUAUGGAAUGGUUGUAAUUAUACUUCAGUAUACCAUAGUAACAUCUGACAAAAAUAUCUCAUAACACUGAAGCAGCGAACUUUGUGAAGACCAAUACUUGUGUCAUUCUCAACUUUUGACCACGACUGUAGUUGACAUCGGUAAACUUUUCUCUGUCAUCUCUGCUUCUUUCGCAUAGUAAAAACAUCUGCUUUAUAAUAAAGUAUUAGCAGGCUAACAAUAAAAUACAAUUCCUAAUGUGACGAUUAGCCUAAGCAUAGGACAAGAUUCGGUAACAGUAGUCACUGUAGCCAAAAUUAUAUACAGUGAGCUCCAAACGUAUUGGGACAGUGACACAUUUUUGUUGUUGUUUUGGUUCUGCAUUCCAGCACUUUGGAUUUAAAAUGAUACAAUGAGGUUAAAGUGCAGUGUAGUUUAAUACACACACAACACACACACACGUCGGGAAAUUGAUAGGUCUGCCAAGCUAUCAAUCAAUCAAAUGUAUUUAUAAAGCCCUUUUACAUUAGCAGAUUAUACAGAAACCCAGCCUAAAACCCCAAAGAGCAAGCAAUGUAGAUGUAGAAGCAUGGAUGCUAGGAAAAACUCCCUUGAAAGGCAGGAACCUAGGAAGAAACCUAGAGAGGAACCAGGCUCUGAGGGGUGGCCAGUCCUCUUCUGGCUGUGCCGGGUGGAGAUUAAAUGAGUUCAUGGCCAUUAAGGCCAGAUCAUUCUUCAAGAUGUUCAAAAGUUAUUAGAUGACCCGCAGGGUCAAAAUGAGCGCUGCAAGAUAAAAACAAACGAGACCACCUCACUAACUCGCUAUGUGGACACAGUAAGGAGGGAGGGAGGGAGGGAGGGGGGAUGUAGGAGGUAGUUGGAGGUCUUGAGUCGGGUAUAGAGAGAGAGAGAUGGAGAGGUAGAGAUCGAUAUCUAUUCUAGAGCUCUCUCUCUUGAGCGCUCUCCUCCUCUCUCUCUUCUCUCUCAGCUCUCUCUCUCUAUCUCUUUCCUCUCUCUCUAUCUGCUCUCUCUCGCUCUCUGGCGAGCUCUCCUACUCUCUCUCUCAUAUCGCUCUCGUCUCUCUACUCUCUCUUCUCUCUUCUCUCCCUCCUUAGAAGAGAGAGAGAGCCAACAACCAACAAAAAUGGGUCACAACUCCUGCAGCUCUGUCGCACACUGGGUAUGUACAUAGUCAAUGGUAGGCUUCAAGGGGACUCCUAUGGUAGGUACACCUAUUGGCAGUAGACUACUUUAUCACUGACCUCAACCCAGAUUCUCUCCGAGCGUUCACAGUCAGCCCACUGACACCCCUAUCAGACCACAGCAAAAUCACAGUCUACUUGAACAGAGCAAUACUCAAUCAUGAGGCAUCAAACCAAAGGAACUGAAUAAUAUUAAGAAAUACUAUAGAUGGAAGGAAAGUAGUGUCGAAACCUACUAAAAAACUAUUAGGCAACAAGAAAUUCAAUCCCUUUUAGACAACUUCCUGGACAAAACGUUCCACUGUAAUAGUGAAGGUGUAAACUUGGCAGUAGAAAACCUAAACAGUAUAUUUGACCUCUCAGCUUCCCUAUCAAAUCUAAAAAUCUCGAAUAGAAAACCGAAGAAAAGUAACAACAGUGACAAAUGGUUUGCAAAAACCUAAGAAAGAAAUUGAGAAACCUAUCCAACCAAAAACAUAGAGACCCAGAAAACCUGAGCCUACGCCUCCACUAUGGUGAAUCACUAAAACAAUACAGAAAUACACUACGGAAAAAGAAGGAACAGCAUGUCAGAAAUCAGCUCAAUGUAAUUGAAGAAUCCAUAGACUCUAACCACUUCUGGGAAAAUUGGAACACACCAAACAAACAACAACACGAAGAGCUAUCUAUCCAAAAUGGCAAUGUAUGGGUAAAUCACUUCUCCAAUCUUUUUGGACCUAUAACAAAGAACAAACAGCAAAGAAAUAUACAUGAUCAAAUGCAAAUCUUAGAAUCAACUAUUAAAGACUACCAGAACCCACUGGAUUCUCCAAUUACAUUUAAUUAACUACAGGAGAAAAUACAAACCCUCCCAACCCAAAAAGGCCUGUGGUGUUGAUGGUGUCCUCAAUGAAAUGAUAAAAUAUACAGACAACAAAUUCCAAUUGGCUAUACUUAAACUCUUUAACAUCAUCCUUAGCUCUGGCAUCUUUCCCAAUAUUUGGAACCAAGGACUGAUCACCCCAAUCCACAAAGGUGGAGACAAAUUUGACCCCAAUAACUACAGUGGGAUAUGCGUCAACAGCAACCUUGGGAAAAUCCUCUGCAUUAUCAUUAACAGCAGACUAGUUCAUUUCCUCAGUGAAAACAAUGUACUGAGCAAAUGUCAAAUUGUUUUUUUUAACCAAAUUACCGUACGACGGACCACGUAUUCACCCUGCACACCCUAAUUGACAAACAAACAAACAAAGGCAAAGUCUUCUCAUGCUUUGUUGAUUUCAAAAAAGCUUUUGACUCAAUUUGACAUGAGGGUCUGCUAUACAAAUUGAUGGAAAGUGGGGUUGGGAGAAAGACAUACGACAUUAUAAAAUCCAUGUACACAAACAACAAGUGUGCAGUUAAAAUUGGCAAAAAACACACACAUUUCUUUCCACAGGGCCGUGGGGUGAGACAGGGAUGCAGUUUAAGCCCCACCCUCUUCAACAUAUAUAUCAACGAAUUGGCGAGGGCACUAGAACAGUCUACAGCACCCAGCUUCACCCUACUAGAAUCUGAAGUCAAAUGACUACUGUUUGCUGGUGCUUCUGUCACCAACCAAGGAGGGCCUACAGCAGCACCUAGCUCUUCUGCAAAGAUUCUGUCAGACCUGGGCCCUGACAGUAAAUCUCAGUAAGACAAAAAUAAUGGUGAUCCAAAAAAGGUCCAGUUGCCAGGACCACAAAUACAAAUUCCAUCUAGACACCAUUGCCCUAGAGUACACAAAAAACUAUACAUACCUUGGCCUAAACAUCAGCGCCACAGGUAACUUCCACAAAGCUGUGAACGAUCUGAGAGACAAGGCAAGAAGGGCCUUCUAUGCCAUCAAACGGAACAUAAAAUUUGAUAUACCAAUUAGGAUCUGGCUAAAAAUACUUGAAUCAGUUAUAAAACCCAUUGCCCUUUAUGGUUGUGAGGUCUGGGGUCCGCUCACCAACCAAGAAUUCACAAAAUAGGACAAACACCAAAUUGAGACUCUGCAUGCAGAAUUCUGCAAAAAUAUCCUCAGUGUACAACGAAAAACACCAAAUAAUGCAUGCUGUGCAGAAUUAGGCCGAUACCCGCUAAUUAUCAAAAUCCAGAAAAGAGACGUUAAAUUCUAUAACCACCUAAAAGGAAGCGAUUCCCAAACCUUCCAUAACAAAGCCAUCACCUACAGAGAGAUGAACUUGGAGAAGAGUCCCCUAAGCCAGCUGUUCCUGGGGCUCUGUUCAAAAACACAAACAGACCUCACAGAGCCCCAGGACAACAACAACAACACAAUUAGACCCAACCAAAUCAUGAGAAAACAAAGAGAAUUACUUGACACAUUGGAAAGAAUUAACAACAACAAAAAAUACAGAACAAACUAGAAAUCUAUUUGGCUCUAAACAGAGAGUACACAGUGGCAGAAUACCUGAUCACUGUGACUGACCCAAACUUAAGGAAAGCUUUGACUAUGUACAGACUCAGUGAGCAUAGCCUUGCUAUUGAGAAAGGCCGCCGUAGGCAGACCUGGCUCUCAAGAGAAGACAGGCUAUGUGGACACUGCCCACAAAAUGAGGUGGAAACUGAGCUGCACUUCCUAACCUCCUGCCAAAUAUAUGACCAUCUUAGAGACACAUAUUUCCCUCAGAUUACAGAGAUCCACAAAGAAUUCGAAAACAAACCCAAUUUUGAUGAACUCCCUUAUCUACUGGGUGAAAAACCACAGUGUGCCAUCACAGCAGCAAGAUUUGUGACCUGUUGCCACAAGAAAAGGGCAACCAGUGAAGAACAAACACCAUUGUAAAUACAACCCAUAUUUAUGUUUAUUUAUUUUUCCAUUUGUACUUUAACUAUUUGCACAUUGUUACAACACUGCAUACAGUUGAAGUCGGAAGUUUACAUACACCUUAGCCAAAUACAUUUAAACUCAGUUUUUCACAAUUCCUGACAUUUAAUCCUAGUAAAAAUUCCCUGUCUUAUGUCAGUUAGGCUUUUAUUUCUUUCAUCACAUUCUCAGUGGGUCAGAAGUUUACAUACACUCAAUUCGUAUUUGGUAGCAUUGCCUUUAAAUUGUUUAACUUGGGUCAAACGUUUCGGGUAGCCUUCCACAAGCUUCCCACAAUAAAUUGGGGGACUUUUGGCCCAUUCCUCCUGACAGAGCUGGUGUAACCGAGUCAGGUUUGUAGGCCUCCUUGCUCGCACACGCUUUUUCAGUUCUGCCCACAAAUGUUCUAUAGGAUUGAGGUCAGGGCUUUGAGAUGGCCACUCCAAUACCUUGACUUUGUUGUCCUUAAGCCAUUUUGCCACAACUUUGGAAGUAUGCUCGGGGUCAUUGUCCAUUUGGAAGACCCAUUUGCGACCAAGUUUUAACUUCCUGACUGAUGUCUUGAGAUGUUGCUUCAAUAUAUCCACAUAAUUUUCCUUCCUCAUGAUGCCAUCUAUUUUGUGAAGUGCACCAGUCCCUCCCGCAGCAAAGCACCCCCACAGCAUGAUGCUGCCACCCCCGUGCUUCACGGUUGGGAUGGUGUUCUUCGGCUUGCAAGCAUCCCCCUUUCCCUCCAAACAUAACGAUGGUCAUUAUGGCCAAACUGUUAUUUUUUUGUUUCAUCAGACCAGAGGACAUUUCUCCAAAAAGUACGAUCUUUGUCCCCAUGUGCAGUUGCAAACCGUAGUCUGGCUUUUUUAUGGCGGUUUUGGAGCAGUGGCUUCUUCCUUGCUGAGCGGCCUUUCAGGUUAUGUCGAUAUAGGACUCGUUUUACUGUGGAUAUAGAUACUUUUGUACCUGUUUCCUCCAGCAACUUCACAAGGUCCUUUUCUGUUGUUCUGGGAUUGAUUUGCACUUUUCGCACCAAAGUACGUUCAUCUCUAGGAGACAGAAAGCGUCUCCUUCCUGAGUGGUAUGACGGCCGCGUGGUCCUAUGGUGUUUAUAAUUGCAUACUAUUGUUUGUACAGAUGAACGUAGUAUCUUCAGGCGUUUGGAAAUUGCUCCCAAGGACGAACCAGACUUGUGGAGGUCUACAAAUUUGGCUGAUGUAUUUUGAUUUUCCCAUGAUGUCAAGCAAAGAGGCACUGAGUUUGAAGGUAGGCCUUGAAAUACAUCCACAGGUACACCUCCAAUUAAUAAUAAUAAAUAAUAUGCCAUUUAGCAGACGCUUUCAUCCAAAGCGACUUACAGUCAUGUGUGCAUACAUUUUUACGUAUGGGUGGUCCCGGGGAUCGAACCCACUACCCUGGCGUUACAAGCGCCAUGCUCUACCAAUUGAGCUACAGAGGACCAUCAAUUGACUCAAAUGAUGUCAAUUAGCCUAUCAUUAGCUUCUAAUGCCAUGACAUCAUUUUUUGGAAUUUUCCAAGCUGUUUAAAGGCACAGUCAACUUAGUGUAUGUAAACUUCUGACCCACUGGAAUUGUGAUACAGUGAAUUAUAAGUGAAAUAAUCUGUCUGUAAACAAAUGUUGGAAAAAUUACUUGUGUCAUGCACAAAAUAGAUGUCCUAACUGACUUGCCAAAACUAUCGUUUGUUAACAAGAAAUUUGUGGAGUGGUUAAAAAACGAGUUUUAAUGACUAAGUGUAUGUAAACUUCCGACUUCAACUGUAUAUACAUAAUAUUGCAUUUGAAAUUUAUUUAUUAUUUUGGAACUUCUGAGUGUAAUGUUUACUGUUAAUAUUUAUUGUUUAUUUCACUUUUGUUUACUAUCUACUUCACUUGCUUUGGCAAUGUUAACAUAUGUUUCCCAUACCAAUAAAGCCCUUAAAUUGAAUUGAAUUGAGAGAGAGAGGAGGGUGGAGGGGGGGAAGGAACGAGACAGAGGAAAGGAAAGACAGGGGGAUGCAGGGGAUAGUGUGGGAGAGAAAUAAAAAAUAGUAGGUGAGAGAAAGAUUUAUAACUGUAAUUGUGCUGAGCGCUUCUUGUUUACCAAAGCCAGUUGACUGGUACAGACAGACAGCAGGUUACAGAGCCAGAUCAGUGUGAGAGACAGACAGAUACUGAGAUGGAUGGCUUUUUUACACACUGAUAUUGCACAUUUAAGCAUUAUAGAGAACGAUGGUUGGCCAGUUAGCCUCAGUACAUGGAGAAGAUAAUAUGGAUAUUUAUCUAGUGGCCCACAGAGUGCAUUUGGGCACAGUGUGUGUGUGUGUGUGUGUGUGUGUUAUAUCAUGGUGUGUGUCGACAAGUCAUUAUGGGGCUUUCCGGAUGGGAAUCACAGGGUGGGGGUGAGGGGUCUCAAGGAGAGGACAUCUGUUUUAAUUAAAGGACUUCCUAAAGAUACAGUGAGCACCAUAUGUAUUGGGACAGUGACACAUGUUUUGUUGUUUUGGCUCUGUACUCCUGCACUUUGGAUUUGAAAUUAUACAAUGACUAUGAGGUUAAAGUGCUGUCAGCUUUAAUUUAUCAUCUUCAAUUUGAGGGUAUUUUCCUCCAUAUCGGGUGAACCGUUUAGAAAUUACAGCACUUUUUGUACAUAGUCCCCCCAUUUUAGGGGACCAAACGUAUUGCAACAAAUUCACUUAUACAGUACCAGUCAAAAGUUUGUAUAAACCUACUCAUUCCAGGGUUUUUCUUUAUUUUUACUAUUUUCUACAUUGUAGAAUAAUAGGGAAGACAUCAAAACAAUGAAAUAACACAUAUGGAAUCAUGUAGUAAACAAAAAAGUGUUAAACAAAUAAAAAUAUAUUUUAUAUGUGAGAUUCUUCAAAUAGCCACCCUUUGCCUUGAUGACAGCUUUGCACACGCUUGGCAUUCUCUCAACCAGCUUCACCUGGAAUGCUUUUCCAACAGUCUUGAAGGAGUUCCCACAUAUGCUAAGCACUUGUUAGCUGCUUUUCCUUCACUCCGCGGUCCGACUCAUCCCAAACCAUCUCAAUUGGGUUGAGGUUGGGGGAUUGUGGAGGCCAGGUCAUCUGAUGCAGCACUCCAUCACUCUCCUGCUUGGUAAAAUAACCCCCUUACACAGCCUGGAGGUGUGUUGGGUCAUUGUCCUGUUGAAAAACAUAUGAUAGUCCCACUAAGCCUAAACCCGAUGGAUGGUGUAUCGCUGUAGAAUGCUGUAGUAGCCAUGCUGGUUAAUUAAAUCACAGACAGUGUCACCAGCAAAGCACCCCCACACCAUAACACCUCCUCCUUCAUGCAUUACGGUGGGAAAUGCACAUGCGGAGAUCAUCCGUUCACCCACACCGUGUUGGCCUGAUUCACACAGUCUCCUCUGAACAGUUGAUGUUGAGAUGUGUCUGUUACUUGAACUCUGUGAAGCAUUUAUUUGGGCUGCAAUUUCUGAGGCUGGCAACUCUAAUGAACUUAUCCUCUGCAACAGAGUUAACUCUGGGUCUUCCAUUCCUGUGGUGGUCCUCAUGAGAGCCAGUUUCAUCAUAGCGCUUUCUGGUUUUUGUGACUGCACUUGAAGAAACUUUCAAAGUUCUUGAAAUGUUCCGUAUUGACUGACCUUCACGUCUUGAAGUAAUGAAGGACUGUUGUUUCUCUUUGCUUAUUUGAGCUGUUCUUGCCAUAAUAUGGACUAUUUUAGGCUUAUCUUCUAUAUACCCCUCCUACCUUGUCACAACACAACUGAUUGGCACAAACGCAUUAAGAAGGAAAGACAUUCCACAAAUUAACUUUUAAGAAGGCACACCUGUUAUUUGAAAUGCAUUCCAGGUUACUACGUCAUGAAACUGGUUGAGAGAAUACCAAGAGUGUGCAAAGCUGUCAUCAAGGCAAAGGGUGGCUAUUUGAAGAAUCUCAAAUAUAUAAUAUCUUUUUAUUUGUUUACACUUUUUUGGUUACUACAUGAUUCCAUAUGUGUUAUUUGAUUCUUUUGAUGUCUUCACUAUUAUUCUACAAUGUAGAUCCUGAGUGGCGCAGUGGUCUAAGGCACUGUAUCGCAGUGCUAGCUGUGCCACUAGAGAUCCUGGUUCGAAUCCAGGCGCUGUCUCAGCCGGCCGCGACCGGGAGACUCAUGGGCGGCGCACAAUUGGCCCAGCGUCGUCCAGGGUAGGGGAGGGAAUGGCCGGCAGGGAUGUAGCUCAGUUGAUAGAGCAUGGCGUUUGCAACACCAGGGUUGUGGGUUUGCAUCCCAAGGGGGGGCCAGUAUGAAUAAUAAUAUGUAUUCACUAACUGUAAGUCGCUCUGGAUAAGAGCGUCUGCUAAAAUGACUAAACAUGUAAAAAAAUGUAGAAAAUAGUAAAAAUUAAGAAAAACCCUGGAAUUAAUAGGUGUGUCCAAACUUUGACUGGUACUGUAUGUGUAGUAAAACGUUAAGUAUUUAGUCCCAUAUUCAUAGCAUGCUAUGACUACAUCAGGCUCGGGUCUCUACACAUUUUUGGAUGCUACCAUGAUUACGGAUAAUCCUGAAUGAAUCGUGAAUAAUGAUGAGUAAGAAAGUUAUAGACGCACAAAUAUCAUACCCCCAAGACAUGCUAACCUCUCACCAUUACAAUAACAGGGGAGGUUAGUAUUUUUUGGGGGGGACUCCAAAAUGACACAAUACAUUAUUUACCAUGAAUUUCUAUUGGGCACAAAAUAAUCUGAAACACAACCAAAAUAAACAGCAAACGAUUCCAACCAAUUUGUAGAGUCACAAGCUUGAUGUAGUUAUUGCGUGCUAUUAAUAUGGACCAAAUGCUUAACUUUUUACUACUUUAAUACACAUAUAAGUGAAUUUGUCCCAAUACCUGCUACGCUUGUGAGAAACAAGUUUUGGUUUAUUUCAUACCAUCAUUUACAAGUUUUAUUUUCUCCAAAUGUUUCAUUGUAUUUUGUUUGGAGUGCUUCAUGUGAGAAAUGAGCAUGUGUCUGUUUUCUCUGUCCUCUUAAUGUAGAUGCAACGUGCAUGCCUGAGCAUGCACAGAAGUAGGCUAACUGGCCUUCUGUGCGCAAAUGUAGGAAAGUACCCAUUUGGGGAUGUCUGAUUUCUUAUUGUCUUAACUCACCACCACUAAUAAGCUGAGCUUCUCAGUCAUUUUUUCUUCACCUCACACAGUAAGUCAACGAAGUCAAUAAAAAAUAAUAAUCCAUUGUCCUCACAGUAGGCUAGGCUAUUUGAAAAAUCUUUCCAACACUUAUCCCCUCGAUAAUCACCAGGCCAGCAAAAUGCCAUGCUCUGAGGAUCCCAUAUAUCCAGUGGAAACGUCAUAAAAUACCUGAACACAUUUCCCUUUGGGCAAAAGCAGCUGUGUCUGUCAUGAGCUCACUGGAAUAGGCUAGUUGAUACAAUGUUGCAAGUUUGCUAGCAACAGCUUCGGGCCAGACCUUCAUAUAUAGGUUAGAGACAUUGGGCCAGACCCUCACUCAGUUGAUUGAUUUGAUACAAUGUUGCACUUCACUAGCGAUAGCUCAAGUCAACGCAGAUAGAAAGGGAGGCAGACAGGCAGAAUAGAGAGAUGAAUGUGAUUGAAAGAACCUGGAUUUUCAUCAGGAUAUUUUCUGUUUUUAUUUGUUGGCUUUAUGUAUUUUUACUUAGUUGACAAUGGAAGUUAUAGGCCUACUGCUACAUUGGCCUAGGGCUAGGCUAUCUCUUAGUUCCAUGCUCUUCUUUCUUUAGCCAUUCAACCUCCGUUGCUCUCUGGAAGCAAACGGAGGAAGUGAGAAAGGGAAUAGCUUGAAAGCCAGGGACCUGUAAGACAUAGGGACCUGUAAGAUAUAGGCAAAAGCUGCAUUAGGAUGUAACAUCACUUUGGAGUCACCAGGCGCAAACUCCAAACAGGAAAGGUGUACUGAUAGCAUGUGGAGAUCCCCAAAGUGCUUGGCCGAUGCCAAGGCCAUGAGCAGAGCAGUAUUGUAGGAAAGGACCUUCAGCUCUACAGACUCCAGUGGUUCAAACGGAGGCUUAGACAGAGCAUCCAGGACCAAAGCCAGGUCCCAGGUCAGUGACAUAGGCUUAGACACUGGUCUGAGCGAAUGCACACCUUUCAGGAACUGCACCACCAGAGGAUGAGACCCCGGGGUAGAGUCAUCAAUCCCUACAUGACACGCCGAGAUGGCUGCCAUAUAAACCUUUAAUGUGAAAAAAGGACAUCCCUGCUCAAAAAGCUCUUGCAAGAACAUCAAAAUGCCCACCAAAGAGCUCUGAAAAGGAGAAACUCCUUUAACCUGACACCAACCCUCAAACGUGCAACACUUAUAUGUAUACAACCCUCUCGUAGAGGGCGCAUGCACAGACUAUAUAGUCGUAAUCACGUUUGAGGGUAAACCCCUAGCCGUCAAAUUAAACUUUUCAGGGGCCAAACCCACAGAUCCCAUAUCUGCGAUCGUGGGUGCCAAACUCUCCUGUGCGCCUGGAACAAUAGAUCCCGACGACAUGGACCCUCCACGGGUCCUCGCCCAACAGGCGGAUGAUCUCCGGGAACCAGGGUUGUCUGGGCUGACGGGGAGACACCAGAUUCAACAACAGAUGUUCCUGACGGACCCUCUCCAUGGUGUCCUGAAUCAGGCCCACCGGAGGAAACGCAUAGAGCAGGGUCCGAGGCCACUCAUAUGUCAAAGCAUCCGUUCCCAAUGGAACGCCCAGUUCCCUCAUUGAGAAGAACAGACAACAAUGCACGUUUUCUCGCGAUGAGUAAAGAUCUAUGUCGGCCCUGGCUAACCAGUCCAAUAUGCAGUCUCCACUCCGUAGAGAUAUGACCCCCCCCCCCCCCCCCCCCCCGAAAAGUAGAUCCGCACACACGCAGAGAGAUCCAGGAAGAUACAUCACCCUGAGCGACAGGAAAUGCGCACUGCCCAUUAAGAGCAGAUAACUGACCAGGUUUAGGAAAGAGAAACCCCAUCCCCACUGCCUGUUGAUGUACACCACCACUGUCCUGUUGUCGGACCUUACAAGGAGUCAACACCCUUAGGCACGACGGGGAUACCUUGAGCAACUGAUGUCAAUGGCGAGAUGUGUCCAGACGCGUAGCAAUCACCCAGCACUGAAACAGACGCUUCAACAGAAGUCCCAGAUGCACCACAGCUAUCAUAAAGGCCAUCAGACCCAAUAACUGCAGCCACAAAUAAAAAGGCACAGAGUACCCCAGCUGGAACUGUGCCAGACAGAGCUGGAAUGAGGCCCUCUUCUGUUGACAAAAACGCAUGAUACAGAACCAAGUCCAGAACAAGACCCAGAUACUGAAUGCGCUGAGCCAGAGUCAAACAACUUUUCUUGCGAUUCACUAUGAACCCGAGAGACUGAAUACGGGAAACAAGCGUGGCAGUGUGGAGCUCCACCUGUUCCCUCAACUCCGCUACUACCAGCCAAUCGUCCAGAUAAGCCAAUACUCUGAUCCCCUGGCACCGCACCGGUCCCAAAUCCGCCUCCACCACCAUAAAAAAGUAAUGAUUGGGAAACAAAGCUUCCUGAAGCAUUGAAAAUAGGUUCAUUACUCCAGGCUUUGAUCAGCACAGUGUACACUAGUGGCACAUGCUGGUCAAAAGUAUUUAGAGCAGCCAAAUUAUUAUAGAUGCUGUCCCACCAAUACCAAACCAAUAAGGUGGUUGUUCGAAAUUAUACAGGCAUCGGCACACUGCUUCGAAGUACACUGCUUAGCGAUUUAAACACAUGCCUCGGAGCUCCAGCAUCAAACGUAACUCUGGUCCUCCCGAAAGGCAGGACCAGAAACUUGUAGGCCACACCCUCGAAAUGAAACCUCAAUAACCUUCUGUGGGGAGGAUGUAUAACUAAAUGAAAAUGCGCAUCCUUCAGAUCUAUGGAUAUUUUGUGUCUGAAUAUGGGGAAGGGACAGUGUUUCUUAUGCCCACAUCUGGACGAUACCGUGCUCUCGAUACCCCUGAACACCGAUGAACCUUGGUUAGAAAUAAUGUGCAUUCGUGGUACCGCCAUUCCGAUACCCUGCCCACACCGGGUUUGGGGACUUCAGCAACCACUGACCAAGCCACUUCGGAGCACUGUUGCCCUUUUUGGCGAAACUGGUUCAUCCAAAUACAUCCGCCUGUCCCUCUCAGGAAUCAACCAGAGGUGGGGUUGAGCCACCACCGUCGCCAACAUACUUUUCCCCACAGCCAGGAUAGUACAGCAUAAAAUCAGCACGGAUUUCGUUGAGAAGCUCUAAAACUGGCUUCUCCAUCUCCACGGUCUUAUUCAGCUUCUGCAGCAUAGUGACCACAUUCAACGACCGGACCGCCACACCCUUAGCUUUGUACACUUUGUCCAGCUGAUCCGUUGAGAACCGGCACUGUGUAUUUGGAAGCACUGUGCUAGGAUUAGCCCCUUCAUAGCCUCUGGAGCUAAGUAACUCGCCAGCUUACAAAUGAGCCCUGCCUCCUCCAUAACCUCUACAUUCAUGAACUCGCCAAAACCUGAUAGCACCAGCCUGGCUGAAUGAGGGGAAUCCCCGAUCGCCUUUAGCUCAUUGGCGAAAUCUUUAAACAGGGGUGAGCAACGCUUUACUGCUGCAGGAAAAACCUUCCUCUAAAGCUGGAGGAACCUGCUGCAGGGGAGAAGACGGCCAAUCCACCCCCAGGUGAUCUGCCGCCCUAUGACACAGCUUCAUCAAAGGCGCAUUAACCACAAAUGGUUCACUCUUCCCAGCUGGGGCAUCCGAUUCACACUCUGAAAACCCUCCAGAGCCAACCAGGGAUAGUAUAUCAUCCCGGAACACUGAACACACCGGAAUGAGCCUCACUCGGCUGUGAUGACACCCCUAUCAACUCCAAUCACCUCUGCUGCUCUCCACCAGCCUCAGACAGCCCCAUUCCUGAGGUCGCCUCACCGGGAGACCUUUCGCCAGCAGCCUCAAUCUUCCUCACAAAGUCAGCCCGACGCCCAACGGAUGUUGAAUGCAGCCGGAGACAAUGGUCACACGAACUGGUCUGAGCCAAGGCCUCCAAAGCGUGUUUCCACCCCAGGCAAACAGGGCAGCACUCGUGAGUAUCUUUAAUUUUCAUUGUGAAAACACAUGCCCAAGGGCACGGUCAGAGGUUCAAACUCAUCUGGUUAGCCUUUUUGAACUUAGUCAUACCACUGGCCAUCUUACUCAAGCAAGGGAGCACUGGCUACACAAGCAGAGCAGAAAGUAGUUUUAAGCAUACACAAAAACUGAUACCAAGACCUAAAACUCACAACAUCUUGGGAGACGUGUACUUUCUCCCCACUAACAGACGCCUAAGUCGUAGCCAAAUCCCAUAGCCUUCGAGUGCUUGAAAAGGUGUAAAUUGAGUGACACAUUCUUCCUUUAGGCGAGCUGAAGAGGGAAGAAUUGAGGAAAUGUAUACGGCGCCCCGGUAUUAUAGCCAGGAAUGUGGAGCUUCCGAGGGCAGGCUCGGCAUCCAUUAGCCCGUUGGGCGUGAUUUAAUUUUGCUUCAGGUGAAUAGGAUUGGUCGUUGACUCCCCAUAGUAUGUUAUACUGAGUAACCAACUGAAAGGGAACUUUAGUAAUGUUCAGAGAACGUUCUAAGAAUGUUAUUUACUGUGCAUUCGGAAAGUAUUCAGACCCCUUGACCUUUUCCACAUUUCGUUACGUUACAGCCUUAUUCUAAAUUGAUUAAAUUGUUUUUUUCCCCCUCAUCAAUCUACACACAAUACCCCAUAAUGAAAAAGCAAAAACAGGUUUUUAGAAAGUUUAGCAAAUGUAUUAAAAAUUAAAAACUGAAAUAUUACAUUUACAUAACUAUUCAGAUCCUUUACUCAGUACUUUGUUGAAGCACCUUUGGCAGUGAUUACAGCCUCGUGUCUUCUUGGGUAUGAUGCUACAAGCUUGGCACACCUGUAUUUGGGAGGUUUCUCUGUCAGGUUGGAUGGGGAGUGUCACUGCACAGCUAUUUUCAGGUCCCUCCAGAGCUGUUUGAUUUGGUUCAAGUCCGGGCUCUGGCUGGGCCACUCAAGGACAUUCAGAGACUUGUCCCGAAGCCACUCCUACGUUGUCUUGGCUGUGUGCUUAGGGUCGUUGACCUGUUGUAAGGUGAACCUUCGCCCCAGUCUCUGGUCCUGAGCGCUCUGGAGCAGGUUUUCACCAAUGGUCUCUCUGUACUUUGCUCCGUUCAUUUUUCCCUCGAUCCUGACUAGUCUCCCAGUCCCUGCCGCUGAAAAACAUCCCCACAGCAUGAUGCUGCCACCACCAUGCUUCACCGUAGGGAUGGUGCCAGGUUUCCUCCAGACGUAACACUAGGCAUUCAGGCCAAAGAGUUCAAUCUUGGUUUUCAAUCAAGUUGUAGAAACAUCUCAAGGAUGAUCAAUGGAAACAGGAUGCACCUGAGCUAAAUUUCGAGUCUCUUAGCAAAGGGUCUGAAUACUUAUGUAAAUAAGGUAUUUCUGUUUUUUAUUUUAAAUACAUUUUCAAAAAAUUCUAAAAACCUGUUUUCACUUUGUCAUUAUGGGGUAUUGUGUGUAGAUUGAUGAGGAAAAAUGUUUAUUUAAUCAAUUUUAAAAUAAGGCUGUAACGUAACAAAAUGUGGAUGGGAAGGGGUUUGAAUACUUUCCGAAUGCACUGUAAAAACGUAUACAGUACAUUCUGUUCUCAACAUCAACAAACCUCUCUCUAGCCUCUAUCUUCUUAAGUGUGUUCAGGUGUGUUGGCCGCGCCCUCUAAUUGGCCACACCUGAUCUUAAUGUGUGCUUGUUUCCUUUGAAAUGGGGUCUGUUUGAAUAGACCAAAAUGUAUGUGUGUGUAAAAAAAAACUUGUAUUCUAGCUCCAUCAUGGUGAUGCAGUGGACUAAUUCCAUGGAUAGAAAACAGAAGAUUAUAGGUUCGAAUCUCACUGCUGUCGUGUCACAAUAAAAAAAUACAUGUGUUUGCAUGAUUAAUGCCUAAGGAAAUUAAUUUCCAUGUGUCCUGUCUGUGAUUGGAGUAAAACAAAUGUUAAACGAAAAUAAGCUAGCAGUGUUAUUAAAAUUAUCAUUGAAACAUUCAGUGAAAGUUUUAAGAAAGUUAUUAAAAAACCUCUAAAUAACCUAUAAUUUCCAUUCUCAGGAAAACUUUAAAGGAACCAGAGUAAAACGUUCUCAGAAUCUCCCUGCAUCCUAAAAAUAAAAGUUCACAGAACAGAUUAAAUGUCCACUUGAAAAAACGUUCAGUUUUAACGGUCAGGAAACGUAUGGCAUCGUUCCCACAACCAAAUUUGCUAACUGGGUAUGAAUUAAAAGUGAACAGUACCAGAGAAAUGGCCAUGUCAUUAAUGGUGUUACCGCCAAUGUGGUGUCUCCUAAAAAUGGCUGUGUCAUACUUCUAAACUGUAGAUCUCUGUCUCAGCUUUUCUCUGGGCCCCUGAUACCCAGUUUUUAUGAUCACAGCUUACAUCAAUGUGCUGAUGGUACAUAGUUAAAGUCUGGGAGGUGACCAAAGUGGCAGCAAAGAGACACAAAGAGCUUAAGCCACCGCUAAGAUCAGCAGAACAAAAUCAAACAUUAAUGUUGGGGCUUCCUAACCAGAGCAGUGUGUUUGAGAUCAUACUCUUUUCCAUAGUCUAAAGGCUUGUCACGCCCUGGCUCUGGGGACUCUAAUAUGUUGAGCCAGGGUGUGUAAAGUCUAUGUGUGUUGUUCUAGGUUUCAUUCUGGUAUUGUGGUUCUAUGUUGGCCAGUGUGGUUCUCAAUCAGAGGCAACGUGAUUCAGCUGUUGCUUGUUGUCUCUGAUUGAGAACCAUACUUUAGCAGCCUGUUUCCCCACAGAGUUUGUGGGAUCUUGUUUCUAGUUGGUAGUGUUAGACCGUGAACUGUCACGUUUUCGUUUUGGAUCGUGUCUCUAAUAAAGAGUAUGUUUGCCUGCAACGCUGCGCCUUGGUCCUCCUCUGUUCCCGACGAUCGUGACAGAAGAUCCCACCAAGACUGGACCAAGCAGCAAGUCCAGGAGCCAGCGCCUGAGAGAUCUCUAGCGGAUCUCCUUCGCCUCCUCGACUGGGUCAAGCCAUGUGAGGAAGAGAGAGGCUUGACGUGGAGGCAGAAGGGCGAAAGGCUGGCGAGGAGCAUGGAGACCUGGUCCACGGGUAGGAGUGAAGCCCAUAAAUUUUUUAGGGGGGGGCUAACGCCGUGGACGACGGGGCAGCAGGAGGCCGCCAGGUUACGGGAGUCACUGGUCACCAGGGGGAAGGAGGAUGUAGAGGCACGGCGAGAGGUACUGGCGUGUGUUGCCAGUCCGGUCCGGCCUGUUCCUGAUCCCCACGUAGGGCCAGUGGUGUGUGUUCCCAGUACGGUCCGGCCUGUUCCUGCCACUCGCACCAAGUCUACGGUGCGCAUCGCCAGCUCGGCCCGGCCUGUUCCUGCUCCCCGCACCAAGUCUGUGGUGCGCGUCGCCAGCCCAGUCCGGCCCAUUCCGUCUCCCCGCACCAAGUCAGUGGUGCGUUUCGUCAGCCCUGUCCGGCCCGUUCCUGCUCCCCGCACCAAGUCAGUGGUGCGCGUCGUCAGCCCGGUCCGGCCCAUUCCUGCUCCCCGCACCAAGUCAGUGGUGCGUUUCGUCAGCCCAGCUCGGCCCGUUCCUGCUCCCCGCACCAAGUCAGUGGUGCGCUUCGUCAGCCGGCAUGGCCCGUUCCUGCUCCCCGCACCAAGUCAGUGGUGCGCUUCGUCAGCCAGGUCCGGCCCGCUCCUGCUCCCCGCACCAAGUCAGUGGUGCGUUUCGUCAGCCCGGCUCGGCCCGCUCCUGCUCCCCACACCAAGCCAGUGGUGUGCGUCGUCAGUCCGGCACGGCCCGUGCCUGUUCCACCGGUGGCUGGUCCGGCACCGGUCAGAUGCUUCACGCCGGAGCUAGAGCAAUCCGCUCCACCAGUGUGCAGUCCAGCUCCGGCCAGCGGGGCCAGACCGGACCAGAGGUACUUUGGGGGGUUGGAGAGGGAGCGGGGAUCAGGCCCGGAGCCGGAUCCGCCGCCUAAGCGGAGUGCCCACCCGGUCCCUCCCCUGUGGUGUUUGGUGGGCGCGGUCGGAGUCCGCGCCUUUAGGGGGGGGUACUGUCAUGCCCUGGCUCUGGGGACUCUAAUAUAUUGAGCCAGGGUGUGUAAAGUCUAUGUGUGUUGUUCUAGGUUUCAUUCUGGUAUUGUGGUUCUAUGUUGGCCAGUGUGGUUCUCAAUCAGAGGCAACGUGAUUCAGCUGUUGCUUGUUGUCUCUGAUUGAGAACCAUACUUUAGCAGCCUGUUUCCCCACAGAGUUUGUGGGAUCUUGUUUCUAGUCGGUAGUGUUAGACCGUGAACUGUCACGUUUUCGUUUUGUCGUUUUUGAUCGUGUCUCUAAUAAAGAGUAUGUUUGCCUGCAACGCUGCGCCUUGGUCCUCCUCUGUUCCUGACGAUCGUGACAAGGCUUAGUGAGUGGAAUUCAUUCUGUGGUGUGAGUGAGUGACAACACUUAUAUUAGCUCACUAAUGGUACGCUAGAAGUACAGGAAACAAUGGUCAGGAUAGAGUGUGUGAUUAUGGCUGGCUUUGGCUGUCAUGAUUUACCUCAGCUGCUUUUACAUCACUACAAGACAGACAGACAGUGUCUCGGUCGGCUUGCUCUUGCUGACUGUGUGUCUUCUCAAGGCCUCAUUCGACUCCCAAGAAAACUCUUCCAUCUUGUCUUCCUCUCUAACUAUUUUACUGUGUGUUCGUCCCGCCAUCUCCUGCCUCUUAAUUCCUCUCUCUCUUCUUCCGCUUUGUACCUCUUCCUUUCCUCGUUUUCACUGUCAUUGCAAUGUCUCACUGGAAUCCAAAUAUACAGUGGGGUCAGCCAGUGUAUACCAUUCAGUAAACACCAACUCCUUACCCCCUGAGAGAGAAGACGGGGUGGGACGGGCUCAGCCCAGCACGGUAUGUGUUUAAAACUCAUAUCCACACUCUCUUUGAGGACAUAUACAGUAUGUGUUAACAUAAACCACCUCCAGUAUGUUUACCCUUUUCUCUCUGCAGACUCACUCCACACUCUUGUUCCUCCUCUUCCUGUCUCUCUCUCAGUGAUGAUAUCACAUCGGCAGGCUGAGUCGCUGGCCGUGUCAGCUGUCGCGUGUGAACUAUUUUUGGACGUCUAAUCAACAGCUCUCUCCAUAGCUUAGUUUAGAAUUCCUCCCACCACACAGAUAGCACUGUAGAUACACAUUGUCAGAGUCAAAGUAUCUUGUUCUUUCUGUUUUUCUUUGUACUGUGAAGUGAGUUUCCACCUGUGGAUUUGUUGAUUAAAUGUGGUUUAUUUCGACCCUCCCUGUGCUACAUUGGUAAAAAUACUUUAUCGGCUUAAAACAGGAAAUUUAAGCACAUUUUUGUGAGGUGGAAAGGCAAUACCACCUGAGAGCUCUGUAUGGGUUAGAAAGCUAUUUUAUUUUACAGUAAAUGGCCUGGUUGCUGUAGUAUUACAACUGGUACUGAGAAAUGGAGUACUGUUAAUACAUUAGUCUAUAAUUUCAAGGUAUUCUAAGGAAGUACCAAUAGAAAAUCCUGCGCUUAAAUCAAGUUGGACUAAAUGACCUCAAUAACUGAAUAACCAAAACCUCUCUCUCUCUCUCUGUAUCCCCUGUAGAGUCGUACUCGGUGGCGGGCAGUGAGGGCAGCAUCACUCCAUCCGUAGGCUCCGUGCCCCCCCAGGCCUCCGGCAGCUCCAGCCCCUGCUCUCCCUCCUCCCCUGGGGGGUCGCGGCACUCCGUCAGUGCCCUGAAGAAGUGGCUCACCAACCCUGUCCACAAGCUGAGCGUGGGGGGAGGAGAAGGAGUGGAAGGAGGAGGGGGAUGCAAGGAGGACAGGCUGGUCCACAGGCUGGAUGGGAAGCAUCCCUCUCCCCUCCUCCCUAACGGCCAAGCCCUUGUAAGGCCUCUGGAGCAGGGGGAGAACUACUCCAUCCUCCCCUGCACUGAUGGAGACUUGGUGAGGCAUUACUCUCUACUAUAGCCUUGGAAUCCACACAGAUGUUUCUAUCAAAUAUUUGUAUCAUAUCACUUCAGGACAAACCCCUGACUCCGAUGACUUAAUAUGAAUGCCCAAGUAACCUGAAUAUAUUACUUGUGUGUGUGUGCUCGUGUGUGUGUGUGUGUGUGUGUGUGUGUGUGUGUGUAUGUGUGUUAUGUUGUGUAUGUUGUGUGAUGUGCAGGGAAACUAUGGCCUGGUGAAUCCAGCGGCGUACUCUCCAGCACACCCCCUCUGCCACAGCUACCUAUCUGACCUACUACAGGACAGGGACACACACAAUAUGGUAAGGAUUACACACACACAAAUAGAGCAGACAGUGGACACUGGAGCCUUUUGUACCCCCGCACAUUGAUUCGGGACCGGUACCCCCUGUAUACAGCGCCUUUGGAAAGUAUUCAGACCCCUUGACUUUUUCCACAUUUUGUUACGUUACUGCCUUAUUCUAAAAUUGAUUAAAUCUACACACAAUACCCCAUAAUGACAAAGCAAAAACAGGUUUUUACACAUUUUUGCUAAUUUAUUAAAAAUAAAAAACUGAAAUAUCACAUUUACAUAAGUAUUCAGACCCUUUACUCAGUACUUUGUUUCCCUCGAUCCUGAUUAGUCUCCCAGUCCCUGCCACUGAAAAACAUCCCCACAGCAUGAUGCUGCCACCACCAUGCUUCACCGUAGGGAUGGUGCCAGGUUUCCUCCAGACGUAACGCUUGGCAUUCAGGCCAAAGAGUUCAAUCUUGGUUUCAUCAGACCAGAUAAUCUUGUUUCUCAUGGUCUGAGAGUCUUUAGGUGCCUUUUGGCAAACUCCAAGUUGGCUGUCAUGUGCCUUUUACUCUACCGUAAAGGCCUGACUGGUGGAGCGCUGCAGAGAUGGUUGUCCUUCUGGAAGUUUCUCCCAUCUCCCCAGAGGAACUCUAGAGCUCCGUCAGAAUGACCAUCGAGUUCUUGGUCACCUCCCUGACCAAGGCCCUUCUCCCCCGAUUGCUCAGUUUGGCCGGGCGGCCAGCUCUAGGAAGAGUCUUGGUGGUUCCAAACUUCUUCCAUUUAAGAAUGAUGGAGGCCACUGUGUUCUUGGGGACCUUCAAUGCUGUAGACAUUUUUUGGUACCCUUCCCCAGAUCUGUGCCUCGACACAAUCCUGUCUCUGAGCUCUAUGGACAAUGGGGAACAGAGGGCACAUAUAUACACACACUAAUCAGGGGGAAUGGGAACCAGGUGUGCGUAAUGAGACAAGACAGUCCGGGGUUGUUGGUAAUGAACUAGAUCAGUGACGCCUAGAAGGCCGGUGACAUAGACCUCUGGAGCUGGUGAAUGGAAUGAGCAGCAGUACCGGGGGAUCCGUGACAUAAGGCUGUAACGUAACAAAAUGUGGAAAAAGUCAAGGGGUCUGAAUACUUUCCGAAGGCACUGUAUAUAGCCUCGUUAUUGUUAUUUUAUUGUGUACCUUUUUUUCAUGUUUUCUUUUUACUUUUAGUUUAUUUAGUAAAUAUUUUCGGAAAUCCUAUUUUUCUUAACUGCAUUUUUGGUUAAGGGCUUGUACGUAAGCAUUUCACAGGAAGGUCUACACCUGUUGUAUUCGGCGUAUGUGACAAAUACAAUUAGAUUUUUGUUAGAGCUCUGUACUCAAAGGCUGAUUCUGUGUUGAUUGAGAGAACAGAGAGAUAUUACAGCUGUCAGAGCACUCAUUUCCCUGUUAGUCAAACACUGGCACUGAGGCUGAAACAACUCCCUUUAAAUAUCAAUAUUCAAUAAGCAGAGAGUGGGGGGAGGUGGAGAGAGAGAGAAAGCGGGAUGAGAGAGAGGGAGAGAGAGAGAGAGAGAGAGAGAGAGAAAGAAAGCAGGAACAAAAUAAAGAAAGAGAGGGAGAGAGAGAGAAAGAGAAUCCUGACCCACAGAGAAAGCAGAGGAGAAUUAACCAUAAAUAGACAUAAGGUCAGAAAACAGCAAGUCUUUCCUCAUGUAACCUGAGAUACCACUGUUGCUGGGCAACCACUUAUUGGUUAAUGCAAAAAUCCUGGAAAUUAGACCAUGAACAUUCAAACGGAGCACAUAAGCAAUGCUAGAGUCAUCAAACAAACCAGAGGAGUAUGCUAAAUUAGCAUAGCUAAUGUUUAUCAAACAUAACAGUUUCCCCCUCAAAUACACUGGGAAUGCUGUACAGUAUAUUCAGUGUAUCUGGCAGUUACUCCACUUCACCCAAACAUUACCUUCAAAGAACAACUUUGCCUUAUCAGUUAUUACACUCACAUGCACACAAACACACACACAAAUACACACACACACUCUCUCCCUCAAACAAUCAGGAGAAAACUCUCAACCAUCUGAAAUCUAAAGAACCUUUAAGAAAGCCCUGCGCAGUGGGAUUUUCCAGGCUGCAUCUGGAAGUGAUCAAGCAGCAAGGCAGUAGAUCAGCCCCGGACAGCCUACUGCCUCCACAGACUCACUGGGGAGCUGAAAACAGGGUCAGGGCUGGGGGUGGAGGGCUGGAGGGCUGGAGGGGUGGGUGGAGGUGGGUUAGUAGAGUAGAGGUCCGGGGAAGACUAGGGCGUGGGUGUUAGAGAAAGGGCUACAGGGUUAGGGAGCAGGGGUAGGGGUAGAGAGAGGUUGAGGGAGAAGUGAGUAAUGGGGGAUAAAAUAGAAACCUGGGAGGCUAUCAAGGGGAGGGAAGAGGGAGGUAGAGGGGGACUGGAAGUCAGAACAGGGUGUCUUGGGUGAGUCUAGGUCAGGCUUAGAGAGGCUGGAGAAUUCACGGGAAGGAAGGAGGGGGGGGGGCUGCUUUAGGAAGUGAUAGGGGGAAUGGCCAGGCUGGAAAUGUCUUCUCACUCCCUCCCUCCUCCUAACUCUUACUGAAACUCCAGAGUUUACACAACGGCACAUUCUAACCACUGAAACUCUCCAUGAGGGUCAAUAAAUAUGUAAAUCUUUAGGACUCCCAUCACAGCUCUGCCUUUACCUUUACCUCCCCUCCACGGUCAGAAGAGACGACCCUGAGCUGAGCUGCCAUGAACAGGCUACUUCACUAGGUCCAUCAGCUCUGCCAUCCCUUUAACAUAGAUUAGGUACUGGUGAAUAGACCUACUGUCUGUGGGCUGCCUGGAGGUGGUAACAUUAGGAUAUGAGGAAGAAGGAGUCAAACGCACUACGGACAUCAUGGACAUCAGCACCCAUUUGUGUGUGUGUGGCGAUUUAGAAUGCUCGUCAUGAUUGGGGGCUUUGUUGAGCAUAACCAGGCCUGGCUUGGUCACUCAGGAGGAGGAAGUGAUGGAAGGAUGACUUAACCCAGCAUUAAAAAAAACAGACUGAUAAAUGGAGAGAGAGAAAAGAUGGAAUAGAGAAGAAGAGGAGAUGAAGAGAGAGAGAGAGAGAAGAUAGCAAGAGAGAGAGAAGGAUAGAGUCUACUAGAUAGGAUGAUCAGAGGAUAGAAGCAGAGAGCUAUAGAGAUAGAUAGAGAGACUCGUAGAGAGAGAGACUCUCUCUCUCUCUAGAGAGAGAGAGAUGACUGAAUGGGAGUAUUAGUGUAGUAGAGGGGUUGAGUGGUGGUGCAGAUAAAUACAGGGGUGGCUGUAGUUUUAGAAAGAGAAGAUUGUAUUCCUAUUCAGAGAUUAGCCUGUGUUUGAGGUAAGGACUCUUAUUUGGUCACUGAAAUAUUACUCUCUCGCUAUUUCAGCCUGCUAUCACCUAGGCAACCCUGUCUGGCACACAAAAUAUCUACCUCUCUUUCUCCCUCUGCAUAAGUGACUAUUUGACUCUAUUCAUUUGACUUCAUAAUUUCUCUUCCACCACCUCUCUCCACCUCUCCAGUACAUGUAAUACUCUAAAAUACCUCAGCAGUUUCAAUAAAUAGGAGAGAGGGAGAGAAAGAAAGAGAGGAUAGUGAUGGAAAAGUGCUUAUUGCUAUCAGAGUACAGGGGGUGUGGACUAAGUGGCACAGCAGGCAGUUUUUUUCAGAGGGGAUAAGUAGUGAGGAGUCUCCCACCUGGAACAGCCCACAGGGUGCUGGCCUGGCCUUGUCCUGAGGAGUCUCCCUACUUCCUCCCUCACCUUCCCAUGGACGUCUGCUUCCUGGAUUAGGAGACAGCCGCCAGCUGUAGAUGAGGUCCAAUUAAUGAACUGUCUGUCUGGCCUGGACUAUAUGCUCUCUUUGUAUAGCAGACAUAUACUUAUAGUCAACAGACCUGGCGGGAAUACAUGUAUACACCUCUCCACCCUCUGCUUUCAGAACCAUCAAUGUUCCACUAUUCUCCCAGAAGAAGAAGACAGCUCCUCCCUGAUUGAUGACUCGACCAGCCAAUGGUCAGCCACCACGGACAGUGAGGAGGACAGGAGGAGUGCCUUAGAGAAGAGCAUGUAGGUGGUGGUGACCUCCACGUGAACCCACCCUGUGUCCAGUCUUAUGGCCCCUAUCCCAUUAAUGGACUGGACUGUCAGUUUUCCACCACAGUAUAAUGCAGCAUCUGAGUGCUACUGGUGCUGCAGUCAUUAAGUCCCUGAUAGUGUCCCAAAUGGCACCCUGUUCCCUACACAGUGCAAUACCCUAUGGGCCCUGGUCAAAAGUAGUGUACUAUACAGGGAAUACGGUGCCAGUUGGGAUGUAAUUCCGUAUGCUGUGUCCUGAUGAGAGCUAACAGUGUGAUGGAAGGGCUGACUCCACUCUGGGAGAACCCCAUCCCUCACUGUAAUGAGAGAAGACACUGUUUUAUGGCUGCCCUCUAUUACUACAGCCAACUCAUCUCAUCUUCUCUCUCUCUCUCUCUCUCUCUCUCUCUCUCUCUCUCUCUCUCUCUCUCUCUCUCUCUCUCUCUCUCAGAUAUGUGCUGACAGAGCUGAUAGAGACAGAGAAGUUGUAUGUGGAUGACCUGGGACUCAUAGUAGAGGUGUGGGACAAAUCUAUCAUCUGACAUUUUUUAUUGCUGACACCCUAUCAGUUAUUGUUGUGAUAUAAAGUACAGUGCACCGUAAGUCUCCUAUUUUUGUUAUGUCAUAGAAGUUAUUAUGCUAUUGUCUCUACCAUAUUACACAAUGAUGACUUUAGCCAGAUGCCCUCUUGUUAAGUAGCAGUAUUUCCCUUCCUGAGGUAGUGUUUAUGUGUGUGUGUGUGUGUGUGUGUGUGUGUGUGUGUUUGUGUCUUCUGCUCUGCCCAGGGCUACAUGGCCAGCAUGGCCAGUCAAGGGAUUCCAGAGGACAUGAAGGGCAAAGACAAGAUAGUGUUCGGGAACAUCCACCAGAUCUAUGACUGGCAUAAAGAGUAGGUCUCACGCUUUUGGCUAAACGUGUGUGUUUGUCUGUGUGUGUGUGUGUAUGUGAAUACUGAGCGCUCUUUAUGUGAAGAGUGUGUGUGGAGUGUGUGUGAGUGCUCACUGAGACUGGAGCAUGUUUAUCAAUAUGCAUCAUAUAAGUCUGUUCCUCUCACACUAAAUCCACAUGGCUGUCAGACAUUUCCUGUGUGUGUGUGUGUGUGUGUGUGUGUGUGUGUGUGUGUGUGUGUGUGUGUGUGUGUGUGUGUGUGUGUGUGUGUGUGUAGUCUCUGAAAGCCCGUCGGAUCUGUUUCUCUCGCUCCUUCUGUGUUUGUAUCUCUGUGUGUAUCGGUUUCCAUGUGUAUAGUUGUGUGUGUAUCUGUGUUACUCUUCCCCUCUGCCUGUGUGUGUAGAAGAGUGUAUAUUGGUGUUUGACCCUCUCCUCUGCUCUGUGUGUCACAGCUAUCUCCUGGGGGAGCUGGAGAAGUGUGUGGCUGAGCCCGACAGACUGGCCCAACUCUUCAUCAAGCAUGUGAGUCUGUGUGUGUGUUUGUGUGUGUGUGUGUGUGUGUGUGUGUGUGUGUGUGUGUGUGCUUGCGUGUGUACGCAUAUGUACGUUUGUGUGUGUGUGCAAAUGAGUGUAUGUUUGUGUGUGUUUGCAUGAGUGUAACUCUUUGUUUGCGGACACACCAUGACAACCUAGCCCCUUACAUGGUCUUUGAUUCUGUUUUCUUGUAUUUGGAAUGAAGUUCCAGGGUGUCUCUCUGUGUGUUUGGUAAGAAGUCCUGGUCUCUUCAUAGAACUGACUGUGUUUAGUGUCCCUGUCUCUGGCUCACUGCCAUCCAGAUGUGUCUUGAUCGUUCAGGUUGCCUGGAGGAGAGGAGAGCCGAAUGCCAGUAGAAUAAUAAUAAGUGCAGGCUUAAUUAUCCUAAAGAGCUUUUUACUAUGCUACGGUCAGCUAACAGAACAGUUACAAAGAGCCAGUGUUCAAACGCCAGACUGUUUGUGAAACUGCAGAGCCAAAUGAGCCAGAAUGACAGAUAAAUGACAUUCAAAGCAAAUAAACAGCUGUGUUUGUACUUAGUGCACACACACAAACACACAGACGUGCGUGCGCGCACACACACACUCACACACACACAAUAACAACCGGGUUUGUGUGUGAAGGUCAGGAUCUCACAGAAAAAAUGAGGCAGAGUGAGAAGAAGAGCAGGACCGUGGCAGGAAAUAGUCCAUAUACACAUAUUCUUACAUUAUUUUCUAUAGACACUCACACACACACACACACACACACACUUUCUAUUUCUCUCUCCCACCCCCCCACUCCUCUCUCUCUCUCUCUCUCUCUCUCUCUCUCUCUCUCUCUCUCUCUCUCUCUCUCUCUCUCUCUCUCUCUCUCUCUCUGUGUCCCAGUUCCUUCAUUAGUCCAGCAAGUUUAAUUAAGCAAGAGUGAAUUAAACGAUUCUUCCCAAGCUGCCGGAACCAUUUAAUAAGGCAAAGUUCCUGCUCUUAUUUAACAGAUUUCAAAAAGGCCUGGAGGGGAAGGAGAACUGAGUCAAACUUAGAGGAAUAAGAGGGUUAGAGCAGCCAUGAUGGGGGAGGCACUUAGCCUACACACCAAAACAUACACACAGACCUGCUCACACUAGCUCUCUCACACACAGGGACCACAGGCGCCACCAUCUGGUAUAGCUCUCUUAUCAUCUCUGUGUUUGUUUUUGGACCUCUAGGAGCGGCGUCUCCACAUGUACGUAGUGUACUGUCAGAACAAGCCAAAGUCAGAGCAUAUUGUCUCAGAGUAUAUCGAGACGCACUUCGAGGUGAGUGACUCUUCACAGUACAAUUACAAAGACAGUUUAAGAGCAGUUUAAUCCCAUUCAGGCAUCGUUCUAGUCCAAUUCCUCUUAUUUCUCUAACUCUGGUUUGGGUUGUUUGUAUCUUAAGUGCUCAUUCUAUAUCUUUAUUUAUUUCUGACUGACCCAAACCUGCCCUUAGUUCUGUGUGUUCUAUGUGGGUGUUGCUAUGAGGAGCUAACCUGUCUGGUUCUGUAGGAGCUGAGGCAGCAGCUGGGCCACAGACUACAACUCAACGACCUGCUCAUCAAACCAGUACAGAGGAUCAUGAAAUACCAACUACUGCUCAAGGUGUGUGUGUGUGUGUGUGUGUGUAUGUGUGUGUGUGUGUGUGUGUGCGUGUGCGUGCGUGUCUGCAUGUGUACUUGUCCAAGCGCGUCCUGUGCGUAUACAGGUGUGUUUGAAAUCCCCCUGGAAUAUGGAAAAUAACUGGUAUAAUUAGCAUGAUGUCAUCUAGCCCUAGCUGAUUUGAGUCAUUGUGUAAUGGAGCUGUAUUGAAUGACUUGUCGCUGCAAGAGAUGGCGAGAAAGAAAGGCAAGAAGAAAGACAGAUUAGGAGUGACUGGAGAAUAAGCAGCCCGCCCCGCAGCAUUGUGGGAGCUUUUACUGUGAUUUAGAGAUGAAUAUUGAAAGCUUUUGUCCCAAGAGUCCCAAGUCCUCUUAUCAGCUCCCUAAUCUCACAGUGGAUAAUAUGUCGCUCUUACAUUAUGAAACACAAGAUACAGUACAGUCCCAUUUUGUUCAGUAAUCCCUCCGAAACGUUCAGGAACUAUUCUCUGAUUGGCUCCCUCAGGACUUCCUGAAGUACUACACCAAAGCAGGAAGGGAUACCUCAGAGCUGGAGGUGAGAGUUCUCCCAAAACCAUGGUACAAACAGUCAUGGUCAAAACAUUUCCAAUACUUACUUGUGAUAUUACUGUAAACUGCACACACAGAGUUUUCUCUCAUGUACACAGCUCUGUUGGAGAAAUCGGAAAAAGGACUGUUUUAAGUUGCAAACGAUGAUUAUCUAUCCCACACCAUCUCUUUCUCUCUUUUUAUUUCAUGUUCCUCUUUCCCUAUCUCCACCCCUCCUCUUCUCCCACCCACAGAGAGCGGUGGAGGUGAUGUGUUUCGUGCCCAAGCGCUGUAAUGAUAUGAUGAACGUGGGCAGGCUGCAGGGCUUUGAGGUGAGAUAUCAGACACCAGACGCUGUUCUCCAUGUGAUGUUGUGUUUUCUAGUACAGUUGGCAAGCAUGUAUGUGAUUACUGAAAACAGGUGGAAACCAUUUUGAUUAUAUCACUUGUCAAACAAAAACAAUAUACAUGAUGAGUAUGAAAAAAGUAUGCAAAUGUAUUCACUCACUACUGUAAGUCGCUCUGGAUAAGAGCGUCUGCUAAAUAAAAAAAAUGUAAAAUGUAAAAUUAGUAUGUUUUCCUUUAUAUCUUAUCUUAUGGGGGUCUCUCUCUCUCUCUCUCUCACUCUCUCUCUCUCUCCCUCUCUCUCUCUCUCUCUCUCUCUCUCUCUCUCUCUCUCUCUCUCUCUCUCUCUCUCUCUCUCUCUCUCUCUCUCUCUCUCUCUCUCUCUCUCGCUCUCUCAGGGGAAGAUCACAGCCCAGGGGAAGCUGCUCCAGCAGGACACCUUUACAGUCAGUGAGCAGGACAGCAGCUUCCUGUCCCGCGCCAAGGAGAGGCGGGUCUUCCUGUUUGAACAGCUGGUCAUUAUCAGUGAGCCAAUCGACAGGAAGAAGGGCUUCUCUCUGCCAGGGUACACCUUUAAAAACAGCAUCAAGGUGAGAAUGACAGAGUACUGUUUGUUUGUGUCUGUGUCUGUGUCUGUGUCUGUGUCUGUGUCUGUGUCUGUGUGUGUGUGUGUGUGUGUGUGUGUGUGUGUGUGUGUGUGUGUGUGUGUGUGUGUGUGUGUGUGUGUGUGUGUGUGUAUGUGUGUGACCCCUGUCUCUCUCUCUGCUGCAGCUCAGUUGUCUGGGUGUGGAGGACCACUGUGAGGAGGACCCAUGUCGUCUGGUCCUGACGUCCCGUGGGCCUGAUGGGAGCGUGACGCGCUUCGUCCUGCAGGCAUCGUCCCCGGAGACGCGGAGGGCCUGGGUCAACGACGUGGUCCAGAUCCUGGAGACACAGAGGAACUUCCUCAACGGUACUCCUGCUGACUGCUAGGCCAAGGGCCAUAUACAUAAUGUGUCCCAAAUGACACCCUAUUCCCUAUUUAGUGCACUACUUUUUCUCUGAUGUUUACACACACAAGUAUACACUGAGUGUACAAAACAUUUCCAUGACAUAGACCAGGGUUCUACAAUUCCGGUCCUGGAGGGCCGAAACACUUCUGUUUUUUAUUUCUACCUGGUAUUUAAUUGCACUCACCUGGUGUCCCAGGUCUAAAUUAGCCCCUGAUUAGAAGGAGAGGAUGAAAAACAGAGGUGUUUCGGCCCUCCAGGACCGGAAUUGAAGAACCCUGACAUAGACUGACCAGGUGAAUCCAGGUGAAAGCUAUGAUCCCUUAUUGAUGUCACUUGUUAAAUCCACUUUAAUCAGUGUAGAUGAAGGGGAGGAGACCAGUUAAAGAAGGAAUUUUUAAGCCUUGAGACAACUGAGACAUGAAUUGUGUAUGUGUGCCAUUCAGAGGGUGAAUUGGCAAGAAAAAAUAUUGAAGUGCCUUUGAACGGGGUAUGGUGGUAGGUGCCAGGCGCACUGGUUUGAGUGUGUCAAGAACUAUAACGCUGCUAGGUUUUUCACACUCAAUAGUUUCCUGUGUGUAUCAAGAAUGGUCCACCACCCAAAGGACAUCCAGCCAACUUAACACAACUGUGGGAAGCAUUGGAGUCAACAUCGGCCAGCAUCCCUGUGGAAUGUUUUUGACAAAUUGUAAAGUCCAUGCCCCAACGAAUUGAGGUUGUUCUGAGGGCAAAAGGGGUGCAACUCAAUAUUAGGAAGGUUUUCCUAAUGUUUUGUAAACUCAGUGUAUGUUGUUGUAAAAUAUGAUAAAACAUUUCAGGAUAUUUUGAAGCUGUGUUUACUGUGUCAACUGCAUGAUUGUUUCUCACUUCUUCUCCCUCCAACUAACCUCCUCUCCUCCCAAUCUCCUGUUGUCCAUAGCUCUCCAGUCUCCUAUAGAGUACCAGCGUAGGGAGUCCAACAGCCUGGGACGAGCAAUGAGGGCUCCCGUGGCAAUGUCCUCUGGCCUGCGACCCCACUCCUCGGCCUCCAUUGACCGCCACCGGCUACCUUACUUGCGCUCCUACAACACCUCCCUGCCCUCCCUGCACCUGCCCAGCCAGGGACCCACUGCGGACACACAGGUAGGCACUAAUAAUACUCCGGCUGUGUCCCAAAUGGCGCCCUAUUCCCUACAUAGUUCACUACUUUUGACCAGAGCCUUAUGGAAUAGGGUGCCAUUUGGGACAUAACCCACUGACUGCACCAAUGCACUCACAAGAUUUCAUCUGAUGAUGAUCGUAGCAAGUGAAGAUAAAAUAGUGUUAGUAACUACUUGUAAAAAUAUAUUUAAUCUAAUUACCUAAUUAUUUCUCUCUCUCUCUAUUUCUCUCUUUCUCGCUCUCUUUCUCUUAUUCACCUCUCUUUUCUCUCUUUCAGUCCCCACUGUACCUUAGCAAUGCGACACGCCGUCCCUCUCACCUCCCUCUGACCAGCCCUCUGCAGCUCACCUUGUCCCCAGAGGCCAGGCACUGCCAGGGGGUGUCCAACGGCCUGUGCCCCCCUGCCCAGCACAGCUCACAGGUAUUCAAUCACACUGCAGGGAAAUACAAUAAGAACCCACUAACUCCAACACUCUCAGUACAGCAGUGAGUAUCUUGCAGGUUCUGAUAAGUCACAACUCUAAUCCACAUUGACCAAAUCCUAUUUUGAGAUCGACCACACAUGUCUACAGAAAUAUAAUUAAAGCAUGAUUUACAGUACAGGAAAGUCUGAAUUAUUUUCCAAUUUAGGACUCACCACAAUGAGCCCGAUAUCUGUCAUUAACCUCCCAUAAACUCUCUCAUCACUUCAGAUCACAAAGAGAUCAGCGAAUGGUUUAGUUGAUAAAUAGCUCUUCUACAGUUAGGAUGAGGGGAAUAACUGUGAAGUCAGCUCUUUCCCAAGUUCUUUAUUGUUUUAUCAUAUUAUUCCCCUGGCCAUUGGCCUUGGUUGUCAUGGUUGUCAGUGCUAGAGGGAAAUGACUGGGCCAGUCCUCUCCUCUGUCCUAAUGGGAGAUAUCCUGUUGUUGUUCCCAGCUGGGGAUACCAAACUAAUGGCACGCUGGCUGGCUGUCAUAUUGAUCUGUGGUCAGUUCCUAGAAAUACGAUAGAAACCAUAAAGAUAAAGAUUGCAGUCAAGUCCCUCAAGUCCCACUGAUCCCAAGUCAGAAUACCCUGAGGAUUACUUAAUCUUCAGCAGACAAACUGAUCCCCAGUCAGUUUGAGGCAGGUUCAGGGUUAAAAACAUUCCUUUGUCCCAAUGUUCUCCAGUCAGUUCCCAGGGAUAACUAGCCCAAUGCCCUGACUGGUGGUUUAUCUUAUUUAGCCAGACUCUCACCAUUAAAAUGAGGAAAUUGGUUUGAUUGCUGGACUCUUAUCAGAGAGGCUUGUCAUGCAUGUUUCCACACUUCAUUUAGUUCCUCCUCCUCUCUCUCUGGUAGAUGCAGAAAGGAGGAUAGGGAACUUUUGGGGCCUUUGGAAAAAAGUGUAGUGUUGUCCUAUCAGUGGGUUGAUGAGGGCUAUUUCAAACUGUUCUGGUGUGUUUGGAAAGAGAUGUUGUAUGCUACAAUAGAUAUAGAGAAGGUGAGAGGACUGAUAGCAUUCUGUGUGAAGGCUGAGUGAGUUCAAACUGUUGGGUCACUUUCUCUUCCUGUCUCCAUCCAGGGUUGAUGUAAGGAUAGGAUCUUGCUUUAGAACCAUUCAACAUACCAUCAGCUUUGUCUUUCCCCUUUCCUUUUUGCAAGGCUAGGUAGGGUCUCUAUUUCUCUGUGUGUGUCUCUAUCUUCCUCUCUUUCUCUCUUCUGUCUGUCUCUCUCUCUCUUUUUGUGUGUAGGACUAUCUCUCUCUUUUCUCUCCUCUCUCUCUCUCUCUCUCUCUCUCUCUCUCUCCUCCUCUCUCUCUCUCUCUCUCUCUCUCUCUCUCUCCUCUCUCUCUCUCUCUCUCUCUCUCUCUCUCUCUCUCUCUCUCUUUCUCUCUGGCACUGGUGCUAGGGCCAUGGGAUCUUGAGUGUUGUUAUCAGGCUUGUUUUGUGCUGGGCCCUUCCUGUAAAGCCAGUUCGUUCACUGUCUCUCUCUGGCACGCUGAGCACCGACAGACCGACCAACCGGAGGUCCUGAGAUUGAGAGCUCUGCUCACUGUGUGGAAAUGCAGGUGAUCCAGGAAACAAAGGAACUCUGAAUCCAUUAGAAACCAUUCAACUUAAAAGCAUAUGGUAUAUUCCAUUCAGUUCAGUUCCAUAUGACUUCAUUAACCUCCUCAGGGACAAUAAGGAAGAAAUUGCCAUAGCACAAGUCAACAAUUACCUACUUCCUCCUAUACACAAUAUACAGGCCUCCUUGUAACACAGAUACAGACUUACAUUACAUCAUUACAUUCAGAGACUGCACAGAUGUACAAACGGAAUAUGUUCAGACUUAAAUGUAAUAAAGGCUUUGAUAUAAAAGUUAUUGACACAUUAAGCCUCUUGGCCCAGGUAUGACUCCACUAUGUGUAUGUAACUGAACACACUGCCUCUGUCUUCUCCUGUCUUCUCAGGGUGGUACUGACUGGUACCAUGGAGCCAUGCCGGGGGAGGGAGGGGCUUACGCAGCGCAUCGCUCAGGCAACCUGGAUCAGCUGA